This is a messenger RNA of Coregonus sp. 'balchen', 50716 nucleotides long. The record is from the annotation of a GenBank genome assembly. Lineage: Eukaryota; Metazoa; Chordata; Actinopteri; Salmoniformes; Salmonidae.
AUGAGAGAGGGGACGAUUGAGACGGGUGAGGGGAUAUAGAUAUAGAGAGAGAGAGAGAGGUAUUGUAUAGCAUAGAGCUUAGUAGAGAAGUAGAUAGAGACGAUAGAGUAUACUAUAUUAUUAUAUAUCUCUGCUUUCGAUCAUAUAUGUUAGAUAAGAUACGGAAUUAGUAUAUAUCUAUUAUAAGAGAUAGUGGAAUAACAUAUUGCGCUCUAUAUAUAUAUAUAUUAUCUCUAUUAUAUCUUCUAAAUAUAUCUCUCGAGUAUCUAUGUUCUCUAUAUCUCUCUCUCUAUCUCUAUCUCUCGCUCGCUAGAUCGCUCUAUAAAAUCUCUCUAUGUCUCUUUAUCCUAUCCCCAUAUCGAUCUUCUCUCUGUCUAUCUGUCUCUCUCUCUCUCUCUGUCUCUCUAGUCUCUCUAUAUCUUCUUUCUAGCUCUCUUGCUCUCUCUUACCCUCUACAAAUCCAAAUUCAGACGGCUCAAUUACUCCCAGUUUGAGCGAGAAGAAUACCAUGAUUCUUCCACAAGACACUGGAGGGGGAGGCUGACUUCCUCUACCAGGCCUGCAGGAGAAUUCCCUGCUCUGCUCACACACAUACUCACCCACGCUUGCAUCCGGAAACUGCCUGUUUCCUUGUGUUUACUCAAUAGUAUAUUACCACGAGUCACGUGAAAGCACAGGCACACACACACGUCUUCACCCCCCCCCCCUCUCUGAACUCGUCUGCUGGUUCCCUGACCCGAUCCUCAUCCCUCUCUCAUCCCCUCCCACACUCUCCAUGUAUUUACCCAUUUCAGUCUAUCUGAGUCAGAGUUUACAUAAAGAGCCUGACCAAACUGGAAUUAUUUGUUAUAUAUGGUUAUGUCAUGUUAUAUCAUAUGUUAUAUAAUGUGUUAUAUCAGGUGUAUAGUUUUUGUGUUUAUAUCAUGUUAGGUCAUGUGUUAUGUUUUGUGUUAUGUUUUAUGUUAUGUCAUGUGUUAAUCAGUGUUAAUGUUUUGUCUGUGUCUACAUCAUGUAUGGUCAGGUGUUAUAUAUGCGUAAUAUGUUAUUAAUAAUGUGUUAAUUCCUUUAGAUCUGUGUUAGGUCAGGUGUUAUGUCUGUGGUCUAUCAGGUGUUAUGGUUUUGUGGUAUAUCAGGUUAUGUCAUGUGUUAUAUCAUGUUUAUAUCAGGUGUAUAUCAUGUGUAAAAUCAUGUGUAUAUAGGCGUUUAUAAUAUGGUUAUAUAAUGUUAAUGUAUGUGUUAUAUUUAUGUGUCUAUCAUGUUAUAUCAUGUGUGAAGCAUGUUUUAAUCAUGUGUUAUAUAAUGUAUAUCAUGUGUUAUGAAAUGUGUGAUAUCAGUUUUAUAUCAUGGGUUAUAUCCAUGUGUUAAUAAUUUUAUAUGUCGUAUGUCACUGUGUUAAUAUAUGUGUUAUUAUCUGUUAUAUCAUGUAUACUGUGUUAUAUACAGGUUAUACUCAGGUGUAUGUGCCUGGGUUAUAUUAAUGUGUUAUGAAUGGGUUUUAUAUCAUGGUUAUAUAAUGGGUUAUGUCAGGUGUUUUAUAUCAUGUUAUAUCAUGUGUUAUAUGUUAUGUAGAUAAUGUGUUAUAUAUGUUAUGUCAUGUGUAUAUCCAUGUGUAUGUCAUGUGUUUAUAUUAUGUGUUAUGUAAUGGGUUAUAACGCCUGUGUUUAUCAGUGUUUACAUCUUCCCUUUUUUCUUUUUUUUUUUUUUUUUCUUUAUUAACCUUAUUUAACCAGGUUAAGCCAGUGAAACAAGUUCUCAUUACUACUUGCGACUGUCCAAGAUUAAAGCAAAGCAGUGCGAUUAAAAACAACAACAACACAGAGUUACAUAUGGGGUAAAACAAAACAAAGUCAAAAAUACAACAGAAAAUAUAUAUACAGUGUGCAAAUGUAGCAAGUUAUGGAGGGUAAGGCAAUAAAUAUGCUAUAGUGCAAAAUAAUUACAAUUAGUAUUAACACUGGAAUGAUAGAUGUGCAAGAAAUGAUGUGCAAAUAGAGAUACUGGGGGUGCAAAUGAGCAAAAUAAAUAACAAUAUAGGGAUGAGGUAGUUGGGCGGGCUAAUUUCAGAUGGGCUGUGUAUAGGUGCAGUGAUCGGUAAGGUGCUCUGACAACUGAUGCUUAAAGUUAGUGAGGGAGAUAAGUGUCUCCAGCUUCAGAGAUUUUUUGCAAUUUGUUCCAGUCAUUGGCAGCAGAGAACUGGAAGGAAUGGCGGCCAAAGGAGGUGUUGGCUUUGGGGAUGACCAGUGAGAUAUACCUGCUGGAGCGCAUACUACGGGUGGGUGUUGCUAUGGUGACCAAUGAGCUAAGAUAAGGCGGGGAUUUGCCUAGCAGUGAUUUAUAGAUGGCCUGGAGCCAGUGGGUUUGGCGACGAAUAUGUAGUGAGGACCAGCCAACAAGAGUGUACAGGUCACAGUGGUCGGUAGUAUAUGGGGCUUUGGAGACAAAACGGAUGGCACUGUGAUAGACUACAUCCAAUUUGCUGAGUAGAGUGUUGGAGGCUAUUUUGUAAAUGACAUCGCCGAAGUCAAGGAUUGGUAGGAUAGUCAGUUUUACGAGGGCAUGUUUGGCAGCAUGAGUGAAGGAGACUUUGUUGCGAAAUAGGAAACCGAUUCUAGAUUUACCUUUGGAUUGGAGAUGCUUAAUGUGAGUCUGGAAGGAGAGUUUACAGUCUAACCAGACACCUAGGUAUUUGUAGUUGUCCACAUACUCUAGGUCAGAACCGUCGAGAGUAGUGAUUCUAGUCGGGUGGGGGCGGGUGCCAGCAGCGUUCGAUUGAAGAGCAUGCAUUUAGUUUUACUAGCGUUUAAGAGCAGUUGGAGGCUACUGAAGGAGUGUUGUAUGGCAUUGAAGCUCGUUUGGAGGUUUGUUAACACAGUGUCCAAUGAAGGGCCAGAUGUAUACAAAAUGGUGUCGUCUGCGUAGAGGUGGAUCUGAGAGUCACCAGCAGCAAGAGCGACAUCAUUGAUAUACACGGAGAAAAGAGUCUGGCCCAAGAAUUGAACCCUGUGGCACCCCCAUAGAGACUGGCCAUAGGUCCAGACAACAGGCCCUCCGAUUUGACACAUUGAACUCUAUCUGAGAAGUAGUUGGUGAACCAGGCGAGGCAGUCAUUUGAGAAACCAAGGCUAUUUAGUCUGCCAAUAAGAAUGCGGUGGUUGACAGAGUCGAAAGCCUUGGCCAGGUCGAUGAAGACGGCUGCACAUACUGUCUAUUAUCGAUCGCGGUUAUAAUAUCAUUAGGACCUUGAGCGUGGCUGAAGUGCACCCAUGACCAGCUCGGAAACCAGAUUGCAUAGUGGAGAAGGUUAUGGUGGGAUUCGAAAUGGUCGGUGAUCUGUUUGUUAACUUGGCUUUCAAAAACUUUCGAAAGGCAGGGCAGGAUGGAUAUAGGUCUGUAACAGUUUGGAUCUAGAGUGUCACCCCUUUUGAAGAGGGGGAUGACCGCGGCAGCUUUCCAAUCUCUGGGGAUCUCAGACGUUACGAAAGAGAGGUUGAACAGGCUAGUAAUAGGGGUUGCGACAAUUUCGGCAGGCUAGUUUUCAGAAGAAAGGGUCCAGAUUGUCUAGCCCAGAUGAUUUGUAGGGGUCCAUAUUUUGCAGCUCUAUCAGAACAUCAGCUGUCUGGAUUUGUGUGAAGGAGAAGCGGGGGGGGGCAUGGGCAAGUUGCAACGGAGGGUGCAGAGCUGGUGGCCAGGGUAGUGGUAGCCAGGUGGAAAGCAUGGCCAGCCGUAGCAAAAUGCUUGUUGAAAUUUCUCAAUUAUUGUAGAUUUAUCGGUGGUGAUAGUGUUUCCUAGCCUCAGUGUAGUGGGCAGCUGGGAGGAAGUGCUCUUAUUCUCCAUGGACUUUACAGUGUCCCAAAACUUUUUGGCGUUAGUGCUACAGGAUGCAAAUUUCUGUUUGAAAAAGUUAGCCUUUGCUUUCCUAACUGCUUGUGUAUAUUGGUUCCUAACUUCCCUGAAAAGUUGCAGAAAAGGGCUAUUUGAUGCUAAUGCAGUACGCCACAGGAUGUUUUUGUGCUGGUCAAGGGCAGUCAAGUCUGAGGAGAACCAGGGGCUAUAUCUGUUCUUAGUUCUGUAUUUUAUGAAUGGGGCAUGUUUAUUUAAGAUUGAGAGGAAAUUACUUUUAAAGAACAACCAGGCAUCCUCUACUGAUGGAAUGAGAUCUAUAUCCAUCCAGGAUACCUGGGCCAGGUCAAUUAGGAAGGCCUGCUCGCUGAAGUGUUUUAGGGAGCGUUUGACAGUGAUGAGGGGUGGUCGUUUGACCGCGGACCCGUUACGGACGCAGGCAAUAAGGCAGUGAUCGCUGAGAUCCUGGUUGAAGACAGCGGAGGUGUAUUUAGAGGGUAAAUUAGUCAGGAUGAUAUAUAUGAGGGUACCCAUGUUUACGGAUUUAGGGUUGUACCUGGUAGGUUCGUUGAUAAUUUGUGUGAGAUUGAGGGCAUCUAGUUUAGAUUGUAGGAUGGCCGGGGUGUUAAGCAUAUCCCAAUUUAGGUCACCAAGCAGUACGAACUCUGAGGAUAGAUGGGGGGCAAUCAAUUCACAUAUGGUGUCCAGGGCACAGCUGGGGGCUGAGGGGGGUCUGUAGCAAGCGGCAACAGUAGGAGACUUAUUUCUGGAAAGGUGGAUUUUUAGAAGUAGAAGCUCAAACUGUUUGAGCACAGACCUGGAUAGUAUGAUAGAGCUCUGCAGGCUAUCUCUACAGUAGAUUGCAACUCCACACCCUUUGGCAGUUCUAUCUAGACGGAAACUGUUGUAGUUGGGGAUGGACAUUUCUGCAUUUUUGGUGGCCUUCCUAAGCCAGGAUUCAGACACUGCUUGAACAUCAGGGUUGGUGGAGUGUGCUAACGCAGUGAAUAACUCAAACUUAGGAAGGAGGCUUCUGAUAUUUACGUGCAGAAAACCAAGGCUUUUACGGUUACAGAAGUCAACAAAUGAUAGCUCCUGGGGAGUAGGAGUGAUAUUGGGGGCUGCAGGGCCUGGGUUAGCCUCUACAUCACCAGAGGAACAGAGGAGGAGUAGAAUAAGGAUAUGACUAAAGGCUUUAAGUACUGGUCUUCUAGUGCGUUGGGUACAGAGAAUAAAGGGGGCAGAUUUCCGGGCGUUGUAGAAAAGAUUCAGGGCAUUAUGUACAGAAAAGGAUAUGGAAGGAUAUGAGUACAGUUGAGGUAAACCUAAGCGUUGGGUAACAAUGAAAGAGAUAGCAUCACUGGAGGCACCGAUUGAGCCGGUGUCGGCGUGUAUGGGGGAUGGAACAAAGGAACUAUUUGAGGCAGUUUGAGAGGGACUUGGGGUUCUACAGUGAAAUUGUAUAAUAAGAACUAACCCAAACAGCAAUAGGCAAGGCAUAUUGACAUGGGAGAGAGGCAUAAAGCAAUCACAGAUGUUAUUAGAGAGAGCUAAGACAACAACUGGUAAUAGCGAUAAAGUUUGGGCUGAGGCUAAACAGAAUAGGGUACCGUGUAAAGGAACAGUCCAGCAGGCAUCAGCUGUGCAGCUGAGUGAUCAUAAGGUCCAGUGAACAGCAAUAUGUGAGUCCGAGAGCAGUUCAAAUUGGUGCUUCAGCACAGCUAGCAGGAAGCACAGUUGUAGUUUGCGUGUGCUAGCGGGCCGGGGCUAGCAGAUGGAUCUUCGUGGUCGUCGAAACGGGAAGCCUGUUGAAACCACAUCAGACGAUUUCGUCGGCAAACCAGUCGUGUUGGAUCGGCGGGGCUCAGUGUCAACACUAGGAGGUCCCGUCCGUUUGACAGAGAGGUGGAUAGCCGGGAGAUGGGCCUGAGGCUAGCUCAAGGCUAACUGGUGCUUGCUAUGGGGCAAUGGUAAUUAGCUAACAACAGGUUGCAGCUAGCUGGUUGCGAUGAUCCGGCGCUAGGGUCCAGUGAUUCCGGCAGAAAGUCCGAUAUGCUCUGGGUCGAUAGCACGCUGUGCACACUGGCCAACUAAUUGUCCAGGCUAGAGCUAGAGCUGGCUGGUGGAUAGUGUAGGCCACGGACAAUGGUGAAGACGCUAACGGUGACUAAUAGCAAGUAGCCAUUCAGUUGCAGCUAGACUAAUUUCAGCUUAAAGUUCUUGAUGAAAGUUAUAAAGAAAUAAUAGAAUCCUUUCCACGUUGGGUGAGGCGGGUUGCAGGAAAGUAUAUUUAGUUAAAGAAUGAAAAGUAAAAUUGAGAAAUAUAUACAAAAUAGACAAAAAAACAAGAAACUGGAUAUAUACACUAGAACACAGAAUAAAACCACGACCGCACUGCUACGCCAUCUUGGUGUUAUAUCAUUGUUAUAUCAUGUGUUAUGUCAUGUGUUAUAUAAUGUGUUAUGUUUUGUGUUAUAUCAUGUGUUAUAUCAUGUGUUAUAUCAUGUUAUAUCAUGUGUUAUGUCAUGUGUUAUGUCAUGUUUCAUGUUUUGUGCGGACCCCAGGAAGAGUAGAUGCUGCUUUCGCAACAGCUAAUGGGGAUCCUAAUAAAAUACCAAAAUGACACAGAAGGAUGAGUCUUAGUUAGGAAUUAGCCCUUUGGCUACUCUGUUAGGAGUUAGUCCCACCCACUCAUCUCUUUUAGGAGUUAGUCCCACCCACUCAUCUCUGUUAGGAGUUAGUCCCCCACAUCUCUGUUAGGGUAGUCCCACCACCCACUCAUCUCUUUUAGGAGUUAGUCCCACCCACUCAUCUCUGUUAGGAGUUAGUCCCACCCACUCAUCUCUUUUAGGAGUUAGUCCCACCCACUCAUCUCUGUUAGGAGUUAGUCCCACCCACUCAUCUCUUUUAGGAGUUAGUCCCACCCACUCAUCUCUGUUAGGAGUUAGUCCCACCCACUCAUCUCUUUUAGGAGUUAGUCCCACCCACUCAUCUCUGUUAGGAGUUAGUCCCACCCACUCAUCUCUUUUAGGAGUUAGUCCCACCCACUCAUCUUUGUUAGGAGUUAGUCCCCACCCACUAAUCUCUGUUAGGAGUUAGUCCCACCCACUCAUCUCUGUUAGGAGUUACUCCCACCCACUCAUCUCUGUUAGGAGUUAGUCCCACCCACUCAUCUCUGUUAGGAGUUAGUCCCCACCCACUAAUCUCUGUUAGGAGUUAGUCCCACCCACUCAUCUCUGUUAGGAGUUACUCCCACCCACUCAUCUCUGUUAGGUGUUACUCCCACCCACUAAUCUCUUUUAGGAGUUAGUCCCACCCACUCAUCUCUGUUAGGAGUUACUCCCACCCACUAAUCUCUGUUAGGAGUUAGUCCCACCCACUCAUCUCUUUUAGGAGUUAGUCCCACCCACUCAUCUCUGAAGUGUAGUAAAGAAGGUAAAAGGUUUGGAAGGUUGAAGACAGGAAGUGUUGCCCAUCCGUUGUUUUUCUUCCUCACCUUCUCUUGUGCAUGUGACUGGCGCUGCUGUACAUUUCGUUGCUGUCUGGACAAAACCUUUUUGCUGUCGGAAGAAAGUUUGGUGAUUGUAUGUUCAUAAAUGUUCAAAUAUGACCGCUUUUCCCUUUCCUGAAAAUAAGAUGUUGGAGAUACAAGGUUUUCUUCCGACAGUGAACAUUUAAACUCAAAUCCCAAGUGUUCGUUGUUCUCCUUACUUAUGGGGUUUGAGGGCUACAGUUAGCCACAAUAUGCAACGCUAAAAAGGAGUUAAUGUACUCAUGCUUUCACCACCGAGUGCCCCCCUUGCAGUGUACUGCAUUGCAGCACAUCUCUGCAGCCUUGGGCUACUGUGUCUUAGUGGCCCAGGGUUCUUGAAUGGAAUGCUUUUGUGGCCCAGAAACUGAAUUCGCUCUCCUUUCUAGUCCAGAGUAAUGGCGAGUUGCAGUGCCAUUCUUCAGUGACCUCACGUUGACCAAACAGACAGGUGUGAGGACGAUCGCCACAGAUGGCUCUCCUUCUGCCUGAGUAGAAAGACAGACACCGACCUAAGAGUGUGUACCUGCGACACAGCCUUUACUGUCAUGGAUCUUCUCGACAGACUGUGAACUGUCACAAGUGCUUCCCUUCACUCCAGCUCAUCAGCCCAGACUAUACAACUGUCGGAGAAAUAUGCAGAUGCUUUUCCACACCGUUCACUAGCAAUGCCUCUCUCACAGACGUCUGGACAAAGGGGCUUUUCAUUUUACAGGAGAAAUAUAAAUCUGUUUCCCUUUUUUAUUUUAUUUUCUUUCUCUCUUUUAUGAUGCCAACCUUCUUACCUCUGUUUAUGUAAGAGAAACUAAAUCCAUUUCUGACUCACUCCUGGUUAUGACUGCUGAGGCCAGGAGGCUUUAUACAGGAGUUUCAAUUGGGCAGGAGUGAUGGACGCCCGUGGCAAACAAACAACUCGCGCUGCCACCGCGACACUGAUUGGAAUUUGCCGGUGGGUGGGAGGGUCAGGGUGUACUGCUGAAAUGUGUGGCCUACUUUCCCCCUGCCUGUCUGACAGACUGGUUUCACAUCCAACACUCAGGACCCCCACUGAGAAUGACCCCAAUAAUUCAGGACAGGGGAGGACUGCCAUGUUGCUUGUACAAAAAGAACACAAAGAAUAGAGAGUAAUAACAUUCGUAAACAUUUGUGAAUAAGUGAAGGAUUGAGAUACUUUGCCUCUCUCUCUGUAUGUGUUUCUUGAACUUGAACUGAAUUUUUAGGUUCAGCAUUUUUUUUUAAAACUAGUUUUUGUUUCUUUUGUAUGUUUGCUAUUCUUCACAGAUUCUGGUCUGAGCAGUCCUCUAAGUGAAGCCGAUUUUUACUAUGAAAGUUAGUCCUGUGUUUGUCCUCUCACGUCAUUUUAGAUUUUCUAGCACUGCCCCCAUUUACAAAGUUUAUUUGCCACAUGUUGCAAUUUCAGCACAAAUUUCCUUUUCAUUUUUUUUUGUAACCCGGCUGUUUUGACUUUGUUUGUAUUUUCAGUUGUGAUAUUCACACAGAGCUGUUUGGCUGCGCAUUAAUCCACAAUACGUAACCUCUGCUAUCACUUCUGCUGAUGUAGAGAAAUUGGGUUUUUACAGGAGUUAUUUCUUCUCACUCACUCCCCUCGCUCCUCCCUCCCUCCCUCCCUCAACCAUUGCUCCAAUUCCAAUCUGAACUGACUGGGAUCUUUCUGCACUCUACAAGAUAACGAGCGGAAUUAAUUAAAGACCCUGGCAAACAAUGGUUCAACAUUUGAUCUUCCUCUCGCAGAAAAUAAGCAACGAAGAAAAAAAGGGGAACAAGUUAUUUCCCUCCAACUCUCAGACACACUGAGUGUCUUUUAUAAUAACCAUUUAGAAACAGGCUCCCCGAGUGGGCAGGGCUAUCAAAAGGAAACAGGCUCCCCCCCCCCCGAGUGGCAGGGCUAUCAAAAGGAAACAGGCUCCCCUGAGUCGCCAGGGCUAUCAAAAGGAAACAGGAUCCCCCCCCGAGUGGCCAGGGCUAUCAAAAGGAAACAGGCAUCCCCCCCGAGUGGGCAGGGCUAUCAAAAGGAAACAGCCUCCCCCCGAGUCGCCAGGGCUAUCAAAAGGAAAGGGGCUCCCCCCCCGAGUGGCCAGGGCUAUCAAAAGGAAACAGCCUCCCCCCCCGAGUGGCCAGGGCUAUCAAAGGAAACAGGCUCCCCCCCCCGAGUGGGCAGGGCUAUCAAAAGGAAACAGGCCCCCCCCCGAGUGGCCAGGGCUAUCAAAGGAAAACAGGCUCCCCCCCCCCCCGAGUGGGCAGGGCUAUCAAAAGGAAACAGGCUCCCCCCCCCGAUUUGGGCAGGGCUAUCAAACAGGGAAAACAGGCUCCCCCCCCCCCGAGUGGCCAGGGCUAUCAAAAGGAAACAGGCUCCCCCCCCCGAGUGGCCAGGGCUAUCAAAAGGAAACAGGCUCCCCCCCGAGUGGCCAGGGCUAUCAAAAGGAAACAGCCUCCCCCCGAGUGGGCAGGGCUAUCAAAGGGAAAGGGGCUCCCCCCCGAGUGGCCAUGGGCUAUCAAAAGGAAACAGGCUCCCCCCCCCGAGUGGGCAGGGCUAUCAAAAGGAAACAGGCUCCCCCCCCCGAGUGGGCAGGGCUAUCAAAAGGAAACAGGCUCCCCCCCCGAGUGGCCAGGGCUAUCAAAAGGAAAGGGGCUCCCCCCCGAGUGGGCAGGGCUAUCAAAAGGAAUCAUUAUUUCCCAGGCGUAUCGACUGCGGAUCUGAGAUUUGGAAAUGUGUAAUUAGACGCUAGAUGUGUUUUUCCGAACCAACUGAUCUCAGUAGAGUCUGAGAAAGAGGGGGGGGGGGGGGGGACGACAACAACAACUUGUCCUUGAGAGAAUUUGCAUGCAAUUGGCUCGAGUCAAUACACACAGUGGUACACUGCUGCUGAGUACAAAGAAGGAUAUGGAUGAGAAGACAAAAUCGGAUGAGAUCAACUCGUUUGUCUUUGGUAGGCCCAGGAACAAGACUGAUUGUGUGUGUUAAGCCUUAAAAGCAAAGGAAGGAUGGAAAAUUACAUUGUUUUGCAAACCACGGGGACGGAAAGAGAGUCACAAACAGACGUGCUUAGCCAUGCCAUAGAAAACAGACGUGCUAGACAUGUGAGCCCCAGACAGAAGUAGGUGAAUAGGGUGCCAUUUCAGACGUAGCCCCACUCUCUGUGUUAAUACAGAGAAUGUUUUGUUGAGUUAUGCAGGAGUCGAGAUGAAAACAGACUACAAAUGCAAUUUCUUGGAACUUCCAGUAGGUAGAGUUCAUUACCUAAGCUCACAACUGUCUCCAUAAGCGCCAACUCUGAGCACUGUGGGGUGUAUUCAUAAAAACCUUAGCACCAGUUUACAUUUACUGCUUUUUUUUAACAGACUAAUAACCCAAAUGAAUGGCAGUGAACUAUUUAUUUAUUAUUUAUUUACUAUUUAUGUAUUAUUUAUUUACUAUUUAUUUAUGUAUUAUGUUAUGUAUUAUUUAUUUACUAUUUAUUAUUUAUUUAUUAUUUAUGUAUUAUUUAUUUACUAUUUAUGUAUUAUUUAUUUACUAUUUAUUUAUGUAUUAUUUAUUUACUAUUUAUUAUUUAUGUAUUAUUUAUUUACUAUUUAUUAUUUAUUUAUUAUUUAUUUACUAUUUGUUUAUGUAUUAUUUAUUUACUAUUUAUUAUUUAUUUACUAUUUAUUUACUAUUUAUUAUUUAUUUAUUAUUUAUUUACUAUUUAUUUACUAUUUAUUUACUAUUUAUUUACUAUGUAUUUAUUAUUUAUUUACUAUUUACAACACAGAGUUACAUAUGGGGUAAACAAAACAUAAAGUCAAAAAUACAACAGAAAAAUAUAUAUAUACAGUGUGUGCAAAUGUAGCAAGUUAUGGAGGUAAGGCAAUAAAUAGGCCAUAGUGCAAAAUAAUUACAAUGUAGUAUUAACACUGGAAUGAUAGAUGUGCAAGAGAUGAUGUGCAAAUAGAGAUACUGGGGUGCAAAUGUGGUCCUCUGUAGCUCAAUUGGUAGAGCAUGGUGCUUGUAACGCCAGGGUAGUGGGUUCGAUCCCCGGGAUCACCCAUACGUAAAAAUGUAUGCACACAUGACUGUAAGUCACUUUGGAUAAAAGCGUCUGCUAAAUGGCAUAUUAUUAUAUUAUAUAAAUGAGCAAAAUAAAUAACAAUAUGGGGAUGAGGGAGUUGGGUAGGCUAAUUUCAGAUGGGCUGUGUACAGGUGUAGUGAUCGGUAAGCUGCUCUGACAACUGACGAUUAAAGUUAGUGAGGGAGAUAAGAGUCCCCAGCUUCAGAGAUUUUUGCAGUUCGUUCCAGUCAUUGGCAGCAGGGAACUGGAAGGAAUGGCGGCCAAAGGAGGUGUUGGCUUUGGGGAUGACCAGUGAGAUAUACCUGCUGGAGCGCAUACUACGGGUGGGUGUUGCUAUGGUGACCAAUGAGCUAAGAUAAGGCAGGGAUUUGCCUAGCAGUGAUUUAUAGAUGACCUGGAGCCAGUGGGUUUGGCGACGAAUAUGUAGUGAGGACUAGCCAACAAGAGCGUACAGGUCACAGUGGUGGGUAGUAUAUGGGGCUUUGGUGACAAAACGGAUGGCACUGUGAUAGACUACAUCCAAUUUGCUGAGUAGAGUGUUGGAGGCUAUUUUGUAAAGGACAUCGCUGAAGUCAAGGGUCGGUAGGAUAGUCAGUUUAACGAGGGCAUGUUUGGCAGCAUGAGUGAAGGAGGCUUUGUUGCGAAAUAGGAAGCCGAUUCUAGAUUUAACUUUGGAUUGGAGAUGCUUAACCAGACACCUAGGUAUUUGUAGUUGUCCACAUACUCUAGGUCAGACCCGCCGAGAGUAGUGAUUCUAGUCGGGUGGGCGGGUGCCAGCAGCGUUCGAUUGAAGAGUAUGCAUUUCGUUUUACUAGUGUUUAAGAGCAGUUGGAGGCUACGGAAGGAGUGUUGUAUUACAUUGAAGCUCGUUUGGAGGUUUGUUAACACAGUGUCCAAUGAAGGGCCAGAUGUAUACAAAAUGGUGUUGUCUGCGUAGAGGUUGUUACUGAUUUAACAUAUGCCAGUAUGCCUAGGUUACCUAGGUUACAGUUCCUCUCUCCAAACCAAACACUUACAGUGGGGAAGAAAAGUAUUUAGUCAGCCACCAAUUGUGCAAGUUCUCCCACUUAAAAAGAUGAGAGAGGCCUGUAAUUUUCAUCAUAGGUACACGUCAACUAUUACAGACAAAUUGAGGGGAAAAAAUCCAGAAAAUCACAUUGUAGGAUUUUUAAUGAAUUUAUUUGCAAAUUAUGGUGGAAAAUAAGUAUUUGGUCACCUACAAACAAGCAAGAUUUCUGGCUCUCACAGACCUGUAACUUCUUCUUUAAGAGGCUCCUCUGUCCUCCACUCGUUACCUGUAUUAAUGGCACCUGUUUGAACUUGUUAUCAGUAUAAAAGACACCUGUCCACAACCUCAAACAGUCACACUCCAAACUCCACUAUGGCCAAGACCAAAGAGCUGUCAAAGGACACCAGAAACAAAAUUGUAGACCUGCACCAGGCUGGGAAGACUGAAUCUGCAAUAGGUAAGCAGCUUGGUUUGAAGAAAUCAACUGUGGGAGCAAUUAUUAGGAAAUGGAAGACAUACAAGACCACUGAUAAUCUCCCUCGAUCUGGGGCUCCACGCAAGAUCUCACCCCGUGGGGUCAAAAUGAUCACAAGAACGGUGAGCAAAAAUCCCAGAACCACACGGGGGGACCUAGUGAAUGACCUGCAGAGAGCUGGGACCAAAGUAACAAAGCCUACCAUCAGUAACACACUACGCCGCCAGGGACUCAAAUCCUGCAGUGCCAGACGUGUCCCCCUGCUUAAGCCAGUACAUGUCCAGGCCCGUCUGAAGUUUGCUAGAGUGCAUUUGGAUGAUCCAGAAGAGGAUUGGGAGAAUGUCAUAUGGUCAGAUGAAACCAAAAUAGAACCUUUUGGUCAAAACUCAACUCGUCGUGUUUGGAGGACAAAGAAUGCUGAGUUGCAUCCAAAGAACACCAUACCUACUAUGAAGCAUGGGGGUGGAAACAUCAUGCUUUGGGGCUGUUUUUCUGCAAGGGGACCAGGACGACUGAUCCGUGUAAAGGAAAGAAUGAAUGGGGCCAUGUAUUGUGAGAUUUUGAGUGAAAAUUUCCUUCCAUCAGCAAGGAGGGCAUUGAAGAUGAAACGUGGCUGGGUCUUUCAGCAUGACAAUGAUCCCAAACCACACCGCCCGGGCAACGAAGGAGUGACUUCGUAAGAAGCAUUUCAAGGUCCUGGAGUGGCCUAGCCAGUCUCCAGAUCUCAACCCCAUAGAACAUCUUUGGAGGGAGUUGAAAGUCCGUGUUGCCCAGCGACAGCCCCAAAACAUCACUGCUCUAGAGGAGAUCUGCAUGGAGGAAUGGGCCAAAAUACCAGCAACAGUGUGUGAAAACCUUGUGAAGACUUACAGAAAACGUUUUGACCUGUGUCAUUGCCAACAAAGGGUAUAUAACAAGUAUUGAGAAACUUUUGUUAUUGACCAAAUACUUAUUUUCCACCAUAAUUUGCAAAUAAAUUCAUAAAAAAUCCUGAUGUGAUUUUAAAAAUCCUGAUGUGAUUUCCCACCAUAAUUUGCAAAUAAAUUCAUUAAAAAUCCUGAUGUGAUUUUCUUGAUUUGGACACUGUCUGCAAAUGAACACUGAGCGCGCACCUCUUUUGAUCUCUCUAACAAGCUGCUAGUUUUAUUUUUGCUCAAGGUGAAAAGAAGCCGAGGUAGUGUCCUCAUUUGCAUACCCAUCUGUUCUUUUCACUGUAGCUUGUGUUACCUUUUCCGUUAUAGCUGGUGGGAAAACUAACUGACAGCCUAAGUUCAUUUGCGAUGCAGAAUUCUUCCCUUUUUAACCCGCGUUCGGUCUUAUAAAUGCACAAUCCGACAAUGAUUAAUAACAACAUGUUUCCAGGCGAUGAUGGGCAGAGGAGAGCAGCAUGCAAUGUUAUUUCAGUCAAAAACUGAUAUGUGAGCAAACAAAUUAAAGAGCUUGUCAAAAUGCAUCUAUACCAGGGGGGCUUGCUAAUACUGCUCUUCCCAUGCAAGGCUUUGUCUAUUGCUAAUACUGCUCUUCCAUUGCAAGGCUUUGUCUAUUGCCAAUGCUGCUCUUCCAUUGCAAGGCUUUGUCUAUUGAUUCAACUUAAAGCCAGACUCAGUAAGUCUAACUUACGUAUUUAGUAUUUAUGAAAUAUCAAACUGUCUUGGCGACAAAACAAAACCAGGCAAGACAUAAUGUAAACAAAUCCAGGCAAGACAUAAUGUAAACAAACCCAGGCAAGACAUAAUGUAAACAAACCCAGGCAAGACAUAAUGUUGUCACGCCCUGACUCGGGGGACGCUUAUAUGUUGAGUCAGGGUGUGUAUAUUCCUUGUUGUGCUUUGUCUUUGUAUAGGAUCUAGUAUGUCUAGUUCUAUGUUGGCCGGUGUGGUUCCCAAUCAGAGGCAGCUGUCGCUCGUUGUCUCUGAUUGGGGACCAUACAUAGGCAGCCAAUUGGCACUGUCUUGUUGUGGGAUCUUGUUCCGUGUAAGGUAUGUUGUGUGUGCUACCUUGGACUUCACGUUUCGUUUUGUUUCUUGUUUUGUCGUUUGUUUAUUAAGUUCAAUAAACAUGUACGCAUAUCACGCUGCGCCUUGGUCUGACCCGUCAUUAGACGAACGUGACAAAUGUAAACAAACCCAGGCAAGACAUAAUGUAAACAAACCCAGGCAAGACAUAAUGUAAACAAACCCAGGCAAGACAUAAUGUAAACAAACCCAGGCAAGACAUAAUGUAAACAAACCCAGGCCAGGUUUCAUAACCUGCUCUCUCUGAGAGUUCUCAAGCGGCUGCUGGGCCAGCCACCCUUCCAUCAGUCAGUAUCACACUGCUGGGCCAGCCACCCUUCCAUCAGUCAGUAUCACACUGCUGGGCCAGCCACCCUUCCAUCAGUCAGUAUCACACUGCUGGGCCAGCCACCCUUCCAUCAGUCAGUAUCACACAGCUGGGCCAGCCACCCUUCCAUCAGUCAGUAUCACACAGCAUGUGUUCUCGUUUGCUUGUAGCCUACAAGCAUGUAAGUUACUCUGCUGUAUUGUAACAUGUUCAUUUACAAGUGGAGUCAGCUAUGAACGUUACAGCAGUAAAAUGUAAUUCUAGCGGUUAAGAGUGUUGGGCCAGCAAUCGAAAGUUCGCUGGUUCGAAUCCCAGAGCCAACUAGGUGAGAAAUCUGUCGAUGUGCCCUUGAGUAAGGCACCUAAUUGCUCCUGUAAAUCGCUCUGGAUAAGCGCGUCUGCUAAAUGACUAAAAUGUAAAUGUAGGCCGCCUACUGCGGUGCAACGGUAGUGCCGUUAUCUGCUUGAUCUCUUGCAGUGAAAACACCUGCCUGGAAAAGUCAACCCUCAGCAACUAUAGGGUUGAAUUGUAAAAUAAAUUUGCCAUCAAAAGGUUGCAAUAGUAAAUUCAAUAUGCAAGAGGAAAACAACUAGCCAGCUAGCAACUCCAGCAAAGUUUGCAACUAAUUGCAUGAACGUUUGUUUGUCUGUAGGCUAAUCACCCACCGGUAGCUAACUUGCUUCCCUUACCAGUAGACAGAGCUGGCUUUCGUGAUUCUUAUCCAUAGUGUCCAGCAUGCUGGUCGUGCUGAGGAGUCAAACAUAUGGUGCAACUAGCUAGAGAAUUUUCUCAAUCUGUUGCUGAAUCAAAAUCACCCACAAUUCCUUAAGAAGCUCAAGCUAGCAACAUCAACACAACUUUGUAACAACAGACCCUCCAGUGUUUCAAAAAUCUGUGCUCCUGCGCAUCAUCAGCUGUCGGACACAGACAGACGCACAGACGGACUGACCGCUAGGAGCCAAUAUUAUUAGCUGUUAUGACGUGCAUUUGUAAGCUUAAUUACACUUUUAUUCUGUAUCACUCAACUCUCAUUUAUUAUGAGUCCCGUUUGCAAUGAGAGGGAUAUAGCUAGAUAUCUGUAUUGUUGAUGAGUUGUUGUAGUUGUGGAUUGAUCAGAUGAACAAAUAGAACGUGCGCGAUAUAAAUUAUCAAUAGGCCUAUGCGUCAUAAUUACAUGGAGAAAUCAAAUUUGUAAACAAAGCUGCUGCAGUUACAGUGCCUUGGGAAAGUAUUCAGACCCCUUGACUUUUUGUUACGUUACAGCCUUAUUCUAAAAUGGAUUAAAUCGUUUUUUUUUCCCUCAUCAAGCUACACACAAUACCCCAUAAUGACAAAGCAAAAUGUUUAGAAAUGUUUGCAAAUUUAUUACAAAAUAAAAAACUGAAAUAUUACAUUUACAUAAGUAUUCAGACCCUUUACUCAGUACUUUGUUGAAGCACCUUUGGCAGCGAUUACAGCCUUGAGUCUUCUUGGGUAUGACGCUACAAGCUUGGCACAGCUGUAUUUGGGGAGUUUCUCUCAUUCUUCCCUGAGCUCAAUUUCGAGUCUCAUAGCAAAGGGUCUGAAUACUUAUUUCUAAAAAACUGUUUUCACUUUAUCAUUAUGGGGUAUUGUGUGUAGAUUGCUGAGGAUUUUGUAUUUAUUUAAUCAAUUUUAGAAUAAGCCUGUAACGUAACAAAAUGUGGAAAAAGUCAAGGGGUCUGAAUACUAAUAUGAAAAUAUGACAUAUUUUAUGACGUGUUUCUUAUUCAACAAAACUGUAUGAAUAAGGCUCGAAAUGAUUUAUAUGCUUUCUAAAUCAAAUUAUAAAACCACCAACUAUAAGAUUUCACCUUCCGUAUAACUGUAAAAUACAUAUUUGAAUGUUUAUAAUAAAUAAUUGAAGAGAACAGUUCUUAUACAGUAGGAGUCUAAAGAAGGUUGUUUCAUUUGGUCUCACAAAGGAUUGUCAGAUUGGGUCACUUAUCGAAUCAACUAACACAUGCUAUUACUGUGUCAUAAUCGUUGCUUGAAUUGGGCUGGUGCUCGCACCUCUAAUUUUCAACCCCUUCGCUACCGGCAUAUCUUAUGCUCUAAAAUAGUCCGAUCUACUGUUGGAUAACUGGGUUCUUUAAUCAGUCAGUGGGUCUUUACAGGAUCCACCUUUUAUUCUUGUUAUGUUGACAUUCUUGUCAACCAGUCCUCUAACACAACACAGCAUGUCCAUUCAUCAACUAGAACAGUAGUGUUCAGUGCCUCAACCUCCAUUAGUCCCUGUGUCUCCUAUAUCUCUGUUAGAUUCCUAGAAUCCCUGCUAACCCCCAUGUAAAUGUCACCGUAAAAUUGUUCCCCUCAUUUAAAAAAAAGGACCAACACUAAUUGGGAAUAUUCCCAGGGAGUGUCGAGUGUCCCCUCCCUGGCGAAACAAAACGUUUGUGAUCCCAUCGAUCUUCGGGAGGACGCUAAGCGCAGAGAGAACGGGGAAAAUUGAGGAUGCUUAAUCUAAUUUCGCAGAUUUUGCAUGGCCAAUUAAGCCUCUGAGAACUUUUUUCCCAAAGGACGUUGUCAACAUUCAUGCGACUUUUGACCUCCAUUUGCAGAAUGUAACGUAGUGGGCUUAAGUCCCUUCUAUAAAUAUGACUAGUGUUAAGUACCGUGUCGGGGCUAUGUCCAGGGACAACACUCUAUGACUUUCCUGUAUAACAUUACAUCCCAGCAUUAUGCCCCUAAAUGGAUUAACUCCAGUGUACACACACAGCCUCGCUGAUAUGUUAUAGCAUAUUGACUUAGAGCGCUAGAGAGAAAGAGAAGAAGUCAAUUUAGGACCAUAAUCACUAGGCUGGUUUGAAUAUUACUAUAUUUAUAUAAUAUUACUAUAUUUAUGUAAUAUUACUAUAUAUCUAGGGCAGUUGGAAAGGUGAUAGUGGUGGCGGAGUGCUACAGACACUGUGCAUAAAUUGCCUUCAACCGACUACGCAGGUUCUGACAUUUUGGGUGGUGUUAGGACUGGUGAGGGGCAUCCAUCUUAAGGGACAAUUGUUUUGGCUGCUUGUUUGGGAGGCCCAGCGGAAAGCCAUAAAAGGUUGUCUGUGAGCGAUCCUAGCGUCUGUGAGCGAUCCUAUCGUCUGUGAGCGAUCCUAGCGUCAUGCUUUCUUGGCCUCGGCUGACUUACGUGGAGCAGCUCACUAACCCCUGACCCUUGACCCCUAACCCCUGACCCGUCUAACCCUGUCCAAAUGGGGAUGGGGCCUCUCUUGAAGAAACAUUGUAGCACAGGCUUGGUAGAUACACCAACUCAGUGGCCUGUCUGCCCUGAGAUUGGAAGGUACAACCCCCGGCCUAGUCAUACCAAAGACUGUAAAAAUGGGACCCGAUGUGUCUCUGCUUGGCACUCGGCAUUAAGGAGAUAGAUUCGGGGUAAGGCCCUGCGAUAGACUAGCGUCCUGUCCAGGAGGUGUACUUCUACAUCAAGCUGCCUCACACUACAUAAACAGGUAGAUAUCUAGUAUAUCUAGUUCAUAUAGAUGUACAGUGCCUUGCAAAAGUAUUCAUCCUCCUUGGCGUUUUUCCUAUAUUGUUGCAUUACAACCUGUAAUUUAAAUUGAUUUUUAUUUGGAUUUCAUGUAAUGGACAUACACAAAAUAGUCCAAAUUGGUGAAGUGAAAAAAAUAACUUGUUUCAAAGAAUUCAAAAAAUGUAUAACGGAAAAGCAUGCAUAUGUAUUCACCCCCUUUGCUAUUAAGCCCCUAAAUAAGAUCUGGUGCAACCAAUUACCUUCAGAAGUCACAUAAUUAGUUAAAUAAAGUCCACCUGUGUGCAAUCUAAGUGUCACAUGAUCUGUCACAUGAUCUCAGUAUAUAUACACCUGUUCUGAAAGGCCCCAGAGUCUGCAACACCACUAAGCAAGGGGCACCACCAAGCAAGCGGCACCAUGAAGACCAAGGAGCUCUCCAAAUAGGUCAGAGACAAAGUUGUGGAGAAGUACAGAUCAGGGUUGGGUUAUAAAACAAUAUCUGAAACUUUGAACAUCCCACGGAGCACCAUUAAAUCCAUUAUUUAAAAAAUGGAAAGAUAAUGGCACCACAACAAACCUGCCAAGAGAUGGCCGCCCACCAAAACUCACGGACCAGGCAAGGAGGGCAUUAAUCAGAGAGGCAACAAAGAGACCAAAGAUAACAUUUACAUUUACAUUUUAGUAGACGCUCUUAUCCAGAGCGACUUACAGUUAGUGAGUGCAUACAUUUUCAUACUGGCCCCCGUGGGAAACGAACCCACAACCCUGGUGUUGCAAGUGCCAUGCUCUACCAACUGAGCUACACGGGGCCUGAAGGAGCUGCAAAACUCCACAGCGGAGAUUGGACAGAUACUCCAUAGGACCACUUUAAGCCGUACACUCCACAGAGCUGGGCUUUACGGAAGAGUGGCCAGAAAAAAGCAAUUGCUUAAAGAAAAAAAUAAGCAAACACGUUUGGUGUUCGCCAAAAGCCAUGUGAGAGACUCCCCAAACAUAUGGAAGAAGGUACUCUGGUCAGAUGAGACUAAAAUUGAGCUUUUAGGCCAUCAAGGUAAGCGCUAUGUCUAGCGCAAACCCAACACCUCUCAUCACCACGAGAACACCAUCCCCACAGUGAAGCAUGGUGGUGGCAGCAUCAUGCUGUGGGGAUGUUUUUCAUCGGCAGGGACUGGGAAACUGGUCAGAAUUGAAGGAAUGAUGGAUGGUGCUAAAUACAGGGAAAUUCUUUUCCGUUUCAGUCUUCCAGAGAUUUGAGACUGGGACGGAGGUUAAUCUUCCAGCAGGACAAUGACCCUAAGCAUACUGCUAAAGCAACACUUGAGUGGUUUAAGGGGAAACAUUUAAAUGUCUUGGAAUGGCCUAGUCAAAUCCCAGACCUCAAUCCAAUUGAGAAUCUGUGGUAUGACUUAAAGAUUGCUGUACACCAGCGGAACCCAUCCAACUUGAAGGAGCUGGAGCAGUUUUGCCUUGAAGAAUGGGCAAAAAUCCCAGUGGCUAGAUGUGCCAAGGUUAUAGAGACAUACCCCAAGAGACGUGCAGCUGUAAUUGCUGCAAAAGGUGGCUCUACAAAGUAUUGACUUUGGGGGGGGGGGGUGAAUAGUUAUGCACGCUCAAGUUUUCCGUUUUUUUGUCUUAUUUCUUGUUUGUUUCACACCCAAAAAUAUUUUGCAUCUUCAAAGUGGUAGGCAUGUUGUGUAAAUCAAAUGAUACAAACCCCCAAAAAAAUCAAUUUUAAUUCCAGGUUGUAAGGCAACAAAAUAGGAAAUAUGCCAACGGGGUUAAUACUUUCGCAAGCCACUGUAGAUGCACUAUUGUGGCAAAAGUUAUACUACACGUUCUUAUCUAAAUAUAUUUUUCAAUAAACAAGUCCCAAAAAAAUAUCAGACAGAGGCCUUGGUUUUCCAGACAGAUUGGAAAUGAGACUGUAAGUUGUUAUUUUGUUUGAAAUGCCACUACAAUGAGGCACUGUUAUUUCGGAUUUGAUUUAGCUGCACAUUAAAUAUUUGCACCUCUGGAUAUAUUUUCACAGGCUGCUUUUAUGCUACAGUGUCACAGUGACCCAGUUAAGAGAACACUCUCGUUUUUGUGCACUGAGGAGUGAAGAACAAUCAAUGUCAACAUUGCAUCCUAUUGGUUCAUAAGGCUCAAGGGGUGUUUUUUUCACUCUUAUAUUAUUUUGCCGUCAAAACCGAGGUUUGUUUCCUUGUCUCUGUUGCCAAGCUAUUAAAAGCUGCGUCUCUCUGUAGACCUUAGCGGUAAUUAGUCUGGGUUUCUUUCUCACCAUAGCAAUCACCCAUUGGUCGUCCUUUAUUUGCGGCCCUACCUCGUGUGCCAUUACAACUAAGGGGAAUAGGAGUGUGGCCUGGUAAGGGGAAUAGGAGUGUGGCCUGGUAAGGGGAAUAGGAGUGUGGCCUGGUAAGGGGAAUAGGAGUGUGGCCUGGUAAGGGGAAUAGGAGUGUGGCCUGGUAAGGGGAAUAGGAGUGUGGCCUGGUAAGGGGAAUGUUGAGCUCUGGUCUGGUCUCCACUGUAUUCCCUAACACCACCCGUCAACGCCAUAUGUGUGUUUGAAUUCCAGAAUGUUCCCCAGUAUUCCUUCCUCCCUCCCUUUCCUUUCUCACUACUUCCCCCCCCCCCCCCCCGUCUCCACUGCAGCUAGCAGAAACGCAUUACCCACAACUCCCCAUGUCCUGUCAAUUGGAGGGUUUUAGCCUCUCACUUUGAAUGGCAGCUGUACUGACGCACUUUCUUUCUAUCCCUCCUUUCCCUCUCCCUCGGUUCUCUCUCCGUCCGUUUGGGGAACAGGUAUGAUGAAUCAUCCCCCCAUACCCAUUGCGGAGCUGGCUGAACACACGGAUCUUCUCAAAGCUAACGACAACCUGAAGCUCUCCCAGGAGUACGAGGUGAGUGGGCUAGACUGAAGGGUUAAGGGUGUAAAUUGAGUCUCUGGUGAGGUGGAAUGGUGUAGGGGGGAAGUUUCCUCUAGGCGCUGAUCCUGGGUCAGUUUUGUGUUUUUCCAGCUAAUGGUUAAGGUUAGGAUUGGGGGAGGGGAAGCUGAUCCUAGACCUGUACCUCGUAGAAGGUGUUUUCCCUGCUUCUUAGUGAAUUAAUUGUCUUUCCAUCAGCCAUCAGUGGUUAACGGCAGAUGACAUUGUAGUGGCAUGUAAUAUGAUCAAAGUUGGCAUUGUAAUAUAAUGAAACAAGACAGAUUCCAUUCUAUACUUUAAAAGUCCCCCCCAAUGCAAUUUCAUAAUCACACCAGAAAUCACUGAGCACUUAUUCAGUCACAAUGCACCUAGUGUCACACCAGUCAACUGUUGGUCUGUCAAUCCCCAUUAAGACUCUAAGCUGCAGAAUAGUGGAGCUAUACACACACGCUGGCAUGGGGUGGGCAUAUAGCCGAGCUGUCGGAGCCCUGAGUGCAGCCAGAGAGGUUAUAAAUGAACCUGCCGCUGAUUAGAAAUCAGGAUCGCUGAAUCAGCUCUCGUUUGUAUAUAGCAACAUUCUCUUCUUGCAGCCCCUAAAUCAUACGGGCCACUCUGGCCAAUGGCAUCAGAGCUGCACCAGGGGGAGUUGUGGGUAUCGUAGUACUGGGUGCCAACAGGAGAACCACAGAAAAGCCCAGCUGCAUGGUGGUGGAUGUUGGGAUAAUGACUGCUUGCGGCCAUACAGUACAUCUUCCUCAUGUAUCAAUCUGGUUGGGCCAUGUACCAAAUGGACAUCCCUUCACACUGGCGAGGCAGAGGAGGAGCAGGGUAUUGAGCGGUCAGAACACUUUGGUUCAACGUGAAGUUCUUAAUUCAUUGUUACUCACAGCUCCUCUCUCUCUCUCUCUCUCUCUCUCUCUCUCUCUCUCUCUCUCUUCCUCCUCCUCCUUCUCUCCUCUCUCCACUCACUCCCAUAGACUAUUAAAAAUAUAUAUAUUUUUUUUGGGAAGUGUAAUUGUAAUUUUGCUAUUUUCUUGAUGAAUUUCUGCUCAUCUGGGCGCCUUGGCUUGCCAAGACUCUUCGGGCCUCUGAGUGAUUGGGUUUUCAAACAGGGUGGGGUGGGGUUGGGGAAGGAGAGGAUAGGAGAGAGCAGGAAGGAAGCGAGGAGAGGAGAUGUGUGUGUGGAAGAAGGGGAGGUUGGGUAAAGUUCAGAGCUUUAGGGAGGGGGGUGGAGUAUCGUCGGAGACCCACAGAGUGAACAUAGCAGGGGUAGCUGUUGUAGGCUCGGAAAACGGGAAAACGGGAGGGAAGGAGGCUUGUUCAUAGGUGGGCAUCAUCCUCACCCGGAACCCAUAGAACGUACUGCAGGGGUGGAGUUACUAAUCCAUCAGGUGUCAGCAGCAACACACCCCCUCCCAUAAGACCCCACCCCCUUUUGAUGGGAGCCGUCAGUUAUCCCCUUGGCAACACCUUGGUUUCAGGGUGGCGGCAGUGGAAGAGGGUGGGGAGGGUUAAAGAACACACUCCCUCUAUUAGACACACACUCAUGCCUACAAGAAAGCUUUACUACACACAGAACAAUCUCCGUCAGACUUGGGGACGACCAGGCAGAGAAAAAGACAAGGGAGGGAGGGAGGAGAGAGAAGAUCUCCUUGUGCAGGGCUGGCUGCCUGUUAUUUCACUGUAAUGAUUGCAGGUAAACUGUUACCAGGCUCCCAUUUGGACUUUAUUUAGCCCCAAUCUCUGUUCCCCGCGCCGGGCACUAACCGAAAACAUCCUUCAAGCCAGCGCCAGGAGAGCUCCAGCGCCCGAAUCAUAAUGGAAAACGAAAUGACCCUGACGGGAAUAGAAUAUUUAUCCGUAAUUCUGGUAUUCCGAGCGCGGGCAGCAUUUGUCUUGCCAGCAGCGUCGGGCCCAGGAACCUGGUUUAUUCCUUCUCUCUCUCUCUCUCCCUAAGGGAAGAGCUGCCACCAACUUUGUCAAUAUUUUUAAUGCCAUUAUGCAGUGUCUACUCUAAUGAUCUUGAUAAAUUAACCUUAUUUCAAGGCACCGAGCAGCUGCUAAUGAUGCUGUUGUUCCCCAGUUUUUUUUCUCUCUCUCUCUCUCUCUCUCUCUCUCUCUCUCUCUCUCUCUCUCUCUCUCUCUCUCUCUCUCUCUCUCUCUCUCUCUCUCUCCUCUCUUCUCCGUUUCCUCCCUCUCUCUCUCUCUCCCUCCUCUCUUCUUACUCCAUCUCUCUCUCCUCUCUCACUGUCUCUCUCUCUCUCUCUCUCUCUCUCUCCUGUCUCUCUUCCUCUCCCUGUAUUGUUGUGUUCCAUUAUGUGCCCUCUCUCUGUUUCUUUCUCUCUCCUCUAUUCUGAAGGUGUCUAAUUGUGUGUGUGUGUGUGUGUGUGUGUGUCAAAUCGAAAUCAAAUCAAAUCAAAUUUUAUUGGCCACAUGCGCCGAAUAUGCGCCGAACAUGCGCCGAAAAGUGCAGACAUUACAGUGAAAUGCUUCCUUAUAGCCCUUAACCAACAGUGCAUUUAUUUUUAAUAAAAAAGUAGAAUAAAACAACAAAAAAGUGUUGAGAAAAAAAGAGCAGAAGUAAAAUAAAAUAACAGUAGGGAGGCUAUAUAUAGAGGGGGUACCGGUGCAGAGUCAAUGUGCGGGGGCACCGGCUAGUUGAGGUAGUUGAAGUAAUAUGUACAUGUGGGUAGAGUUAAAGUGACUAUGCAUAAAUAAUUAACAGAGUAGCAGCAGCGUAAAAAGAUGGGGUAGGGGGGCAGUGCAAAUAGUCCGGGUAGCCAUGAUUAGCUGUUCAGGAGUCUUAUGGCUUGGGGGUAGAAGCUGUUGAGAAGUCUUUUGGACCUAGACUUGGCACUCCGGUACCGCUUGCCGUGCGGUAGCAGAGAGAACAGUCUAUGACUAGGGUGGCUGGAGUCUUUGACAAUUUUGAGGGCCUUCCUCUGACACCGCCUGGUAUAGAGGUCCUGGAUGGCAGGAAGCUUGGCCCCAGUGAUGUACUGGGCCGUACGCACUACCCUCUGUAGUGCCUUGCGGUCUGAUGCCAAGCAGUUGCCGUACCAAGCGGUGAUGCAGCCAGUCAAGAUGCUAUCAAUGGUGCAGCUGUAGAACCUUUUGAGGAUCUGAGGGCCCCAUGCCAAAUCUUUUCAACCUCCUGAAGGGGAAGUGGCGCUGUCAUGCCUUCUUCACGACUGUGUUGGUGUGUGUGGACCAUGAUAUUUCCUUAGUGAUGUGGACACCGAGGAACUUGAAGCUCUCAACCCUCUCCACUACAGCCCCGUCGAUGUUGAUGGAGGCGAGCUCGGCCCUCGAUUUUCUGUAGUCCACUAUCAGCUCCUUUGUCUUGCUGACGUUGAGGGAGAGGUUGUUGUCCAGGCACCACACUGCCAGGUCACUGACCUCCUCCUUAUAGGCUGUCGCAUCGUCGUUGGUGAUCAGGCCAACCACCGUCGUGUCGUCAGCAAACUGUUGGGGUGAACAGUUUGGAGUAGAGGAGGGGACUAAGCAUGCACCCCUGAGGGGUCCCCGUGUUGAGGGUCAGCGUGGCAUAUGUAUUGUUGCCUACCCUCACCACCUGGGGGCGGCCCGUCAGGAAGUCCAGGAUCCAGUUGCAGAGGGAGGUGUUCAGUCCCAGGAUCCUGAGCUUAAUGAUGAGCUUUGUGGGCACUAUGGUGUUGAACGCUGAGCUAUAGUCAAUGAAGAGCAUUCUCACAUAGGUGAUCCUCUUGUCCAGGUGGGAGAGAGCAGUGUGGAGUGCAAUAGAGAUUGUGUCAUCUGUUGAUCUGUUGGGGCGGAAUGCGAAUUGGAGUGGGUCUAUGGUUUCUGUGAUGAUGGUGUUGAUGUGAACCAUGACCAGCCUUUCAAAGUAUGUCUGAGUACUACUGGGCGAUAGUCAUUUAGACAGGUUAUGUUGGCGAUCUUGGACACAGGUACUAUGGUGGUCACGUGUGUGUGUGUGUGUGUGUGUGUGUGUGUGUGUGUCUGUGUGUGUCUGUCCCCACAGUCCAUUGAUCCAGGCCAGCAGUUUACGUGGGAACACUCCAACCUGGAGGUGAACAAGCCCAAAAACCGCUAUGCCAACGUCAUCGCCUAUGACCACUCCCGCGUCAUCCUCGCACCCAUCGAAGGUAAGACCUGACACUUUUUGACACUUUUCACCCACCAAUUGCAACUUUGAUGCUCUAUAUUGGUAUAUUAUGUCCUGAUGUCCAAGGUUUAAAUGUCAUUGGUGUUGAGAUAUGUCGUGAUGGAGACCAGGCAGUGAGUUAUCCGGUUUAGUUAUGUUUAAUAACUCUUAAAUCAGGCAAUUAACAUGCAGUCCACAGAGCUACUCUCUGCUAGUCCUCAUUGCUUGGUUAGUCAUAUUAGCGUAGUCCCCUAGGUCAGUUACAUCCGGUUAUGACGACGGCACGCAUAACCAAUCAAUUACGGAGAUAUCUACCAGACAUCACUACAAGACACAACUGAGAAACACUGCAAGGGGAGUCUUUAGGACAAUGACAAAGGAGCUCAGCCUUCAGCAGUGAAAGUCUUCUGACAUUCGUCAUAGCCAGGAGAACUCUUCACCCUUCAACCCUGCCAAGCUCUCAACCUCUCUCAACCUUUUUCUGUUUUUCACUCUGAUUUGAUUUUGACAGUUCACAAUAGGCCCAAUUUGAAAUUGCGGCAACACGCAUUACAGAAUCGUCCCGGGCAAAGCGUCCAUAAAUACAUAAAUUAAUCAAGUCAGAAAUUUCCAUUUUACAGUGCAGUGAUUUUGCCAUUAGUCGCAGCAGUAGAACAAUUCAUGCACACAGCCAUUCUCUGUUCAUCUAGCUAUGACUAACGCCAAAGUGCCACAAUCACAUUGUGCGACGUGGAAUCCUUUUUAAUGGCGUUUGACUUUUCUUUCUUUCUCUCUCUCUCUCUUUCUCUCUCUCUCUCUCUCUCUCUCUCUCCCCCCCCCCCCCCCCCCGAUUGUUGCUGAACUCUUUGUCACAUCUCCCCACUCUUAAAUUAGCCCAGUCGAGUGUUUCAUUGUUUGUCGCUCGAGUGAGAAUAUGUCAGUUAAGGAACGUGAUUGGUCGCCGCUGCGGCAGCCAUUGCAGUCUGUUUAAGCGUUUAAGACUCUUUUAACUAGUAGGUUAUAAGUCUGAUAGAGGAAGACGUGUGACAUUCAACUGCCUUUUAUUUGUUGAUAGAAGAGUAGACUGUGGAGUAGAUAAUAGUAGAUAAAAUAAGUAGACUCAUUGGUUAGAUAUAGCUCUCCACUCUGCCCAGUCAGGAAUAGAGGGUAGAUACAGAGGAGGCCUGCUAAUAUCAGAGCUCCCAUGUAUUAUAUCCACAUGAAUAGGAACAUUUGCAUACACACAGACUAUGGCUGUAUUUGACAGAGAGGAGAGGUGAGCUACAUUUUACUCUCUCACUCUCAUUCUCACACACACACACACACACACACACACACUCUUACACACUCCCCCACACACACUCAUACAACACACAAAGAUAUACCUAUUUUCAACACACACACACACACACACAUAAUCAAACACACUGCAGGGCUUAUUCCGACACACACACACACUUGCCCAGCCUGCGUGCGGGAGGGCUGCUUUAGCUGAGAUUUAGUGGGGCCUGUGUGUGAGACAGGCUGUGGUGGCGGCAGGAGAGCGAUGGCGGAGAGAGGGCCGCUCUGAGCACUGAUUUGAUCCCCAGAUCCCACGCUCCUCCAUCUUACUGCACACUACAGCAUCAACAUUAAAUCACAGCCACAACACCAGGCUAGAGAAAGAAAUAAACCAAAUGUAAAGGGAGGGAGAGAGGGAGAGAGGGAGAGGGAGAGAGGGAGAGAGGGAGAGAUGAAGAGAGAGAGACAGAGAGAGACAGAGAGAGACUGUCACGCCCGUCUAUGAAAUAGGACCAAAGCGCAGCGUUGGUAGCGAACAUAUUAUUUAUUUAAACGUACACACGAACAAAAUAACGAAAACGUGACGUCUAUGGUACAACAUGGAAACCACACGAACAAAAUCCCACAACCCGAAAGAAAAACAGACAGAUUAAAUAUGGCUCCCAAUCAGAGACAAACAGCCGACAGCUGACACUCGUUUGCCUCUGAUUGGGAGUCACAACACCGGCAAACAUAGAAAAUAAACCCCCUAGAACACCACCAGAGAAACAGAAAACAUAAAUGAACACACCCUGGCUCAACAAUAUAGUCCCCGAGCCAGGGUGUGACAGUACCCCCCCCCUAAAGGCGCGGACUGCGACCGCGCCUAAAUACGAGCGAAAACAGGGGAGGGCUGGGUGGGCAUUCCUCGGCGGCGGCUCCGGCUCUGGGCUAGAUCCCCACUUCCUCUCCAACCCCCCAAAGUACCCCUGGUCCUGUCUAGCCCCGCUGGCCGGAGCCGGACUGACGACACGCGCCCCUGGCCUGGUGCGUGGAACAGGAACGGACCGGACCGGGCUGACGAUACACACCCCUGGCUUGGUGCGUGGAGCAGGAAUGGACCGGAAUGGGCUGGCGACGCGCACCACAGACUUGGUGCGGAGAGCAGGAACGAGCCGGACAGGGCUGACGACUCGCAUCCCUGGCUUGGUGCGAGUAGCAGGAACGGGCUGGACCAGGCUGACGACUCGUACCCCUGGCUUGGUGCGAGUAGCAGGAACUGGCUGAACCAGGCUGACGACUCGCACCCCUGGCUUGGUGCGAGUAGCAGGAACAGGCCGGACCGGGCUGGCGACGCACACCGCAGGCUCCGUGCGUGGAGCAGGAACAGGCCGGGCCGGGCUGGCGACGCACACCGUAGGCUCUGUGCGUAGAGCAGGGACAGGCCGGGCCGGGCUGGCGAUGCGCACCACAGACUCGGCGCGGAGCGCAGGAACGGGCCGGGCCGGGCUGUCGACGCACACCGCAGGUUUGGUGCGGGGAGCAGGAAUAGACCGGACCGUACUGAGGACACACACCACUGGCUCCACACCGGGAUCUGGAACGGGCCGGACCGGACUGGCAACACCCGCCAGUACCUCUCGCCGUGCCUCUACACCUUCCAUCUCCUCUUCUACCAGUGGCCCCCGUAACCUGGCGGCCUCCUCUGCAACCCCGCUGGACCGCUCCAUAGCGGCCUCCUGCUGCCCCGACGUCGUGAGCCCCCCCCUAAAAAUUUUCUGGGGGUCUCUCCAGGCCUCCAACAUUCUCUCCCACCUUUCGCUCCUCUGUCUCCAACCCUCUUCACUCAGCUCCUCCAUGGGCUUGACCCAAUCGAAGCUGCCACGGAGAUUUAUUCGCGAUGGCUCUUCGACACGCUGCUUGGUCUGGUCUUGGUGGGAUUUUCUGUCACGCCCGUCUAUGAAAUAGGACCAAAGCGCAGCGUUGGUAGCGAACAUAUUAUUUAUUUAAACGUACACACGAACAAAAUAACGAAAACGUGACGUCUAUGGUACAACAUGGAAACCACACGAACAAAAUCCCACAACCCGAAAGAAAAACAGACAGAUUAAAUAUGGCUCCCAAUCAGAGACAAACAGCCGACAGCUGACACUCGUUUGCCUCUGAUUGGGAGUCACACCGGCAAACAUAGAAAAUAAACCCCCUAGAACACCCACCAGAGAAACAGAAAACAUAGAAUGAGCACACCCUGGCUCAACAUAUAGAGUCCCCGAGCCAGGGUGUGACAGAGACAGAGAGAGACAGAGAGAGAGAGAGACAGAGAGAGAGAGAGAGAGAGAGAGAGAGAGAGAGAGAGAGAGAGAGAGAGAGAGCACACAAUGACCUACGAACUCAGCAAUAAGAGCAAUAAGUACUUGAGUAAUAAGAAAUUGCCUGAGCAAUCAGAAUUGACCACUUGGCCUGUUAACAACCAACCAUUCUAGAGAUUUUCCUUUGUUCAACUCAAUUACUGUCUUCUCUCUGUUCCCAGGUAUCACCGGCAGUGAUUAUAUCAACGCCAACUACAUAGACGGCUACAGGAAACAGAAUGCCUACAUCGCUACGCAGGGUCCGCUGCCCGAGACAUUCGGGGACUUCUGGAGGAUGGUGUGGGAACAGAGGGCAGCCACUGUGGUCAUGAUGACCAGACUGGAGGAGAAAUCACGGGUAAGUAACUAUGGCAUUUAAUCUGGUGUUCCCCCUGGAUCGGUGUUGGGAUGACUUGUUUAAUGACCAAAACAGAAUUUACAGAAAAAAAACUAUUUGGAAAUUUUGCAAUGUCACUGAGGAAAGUAUAAGAAGCACUUUAAAGCGCAGAGGGACAGAGAAUAUUUUCUGCUUGCAGACUUUAGUUCAGUGUUUCCUAUAGUUAAGCCAUCAGCGUAGGCAUUGAGAAUUGCCCUUUAACAAUACAAAGAAUACGUGGAAAUCCGCCUUAGAAACCAACCUUACCAGCCUUACCAGCCUUACCUCAGGUGUCUAACCUCAUCCCCCAUCUCUGUCCUUUCGAUCCGUUUACCUAUCCCUCUGUCGUGUGCGUUCCGCCCCUGUCAGAUACCAUCAGGGUUAGCAGGCGGCCAGCGUUGACUGCAAACGCAAGGAGAGCGUUAGAGCGACGCGUUUCCUGCUCUAGAUGUCACAACGCAUCAGAGCCUGGAGGGGGUGCUCCGUGUUGAAUGAAUCUUCAUUAGGUUAAAUAGAAUGGACAGGGUGACUAAGUGUUGGGGUGGGUGGGGGGGGGGGGGGUGGGGGGGGUAUUGUGGGGUUGUCUUGGAUGGACACACUGUGGUGGAUCUCUGCUGGAAGGGAAACAUUUAGCCAUCCUCAAUUGGUUGGUCCUCGUUGCUAGGGAAGGCAGGUGGGAGGGGGAAGCCUUCAGGGCAAGAGUUGAUUUGACACUUCUUCCUCCCUCCCUUCUCUAUGUUAAUUUACCUGGAAAAGAUGUGGAGUAGAGAGAAACAGUCCUGGAGUGGAGAAGAUGUGAAGUAGAGAGAGACAGUCCUGGAGUGGAGAAGAUGUGAAGUAGAGAGAUACAGUCCUGGAGUGGAGAAGAUGUGAAGUAGAGAGAUACAGUCCUGGAGUGGAGAAGAUGUGGAGUGGAGAGAGAAACAGUCCUGGAGUGGAGAAGAGAAGAUGUUAAGUAGAGAGAUAAAUAGUCCUGGAAUGGAUAAGAUGUUAAGUAAAGAGAGAAACAGUCCUGGAGUGGAGAAGAUGUAAAGUAAAGAGAGAAACAGUCCUGGAGUGGAGAAGAUAGGAGGAGAGAGAGAAACAGUCCUGCUGUGUUUCAGUGAGCCCGCAAGAUGUUUUCUUUUCAGGAAGGCUGGAAUGGGGUUUACAAUGUAAUAGAGUCUGUGUGAUUUAUUUUGUGCAGUGUGUGUGCUUGCGUGCGUGCAUGCUCGCGUACGUGUUUAAAUUUAUGUGUGUGUGUGUGUGUGUUUGUGCACUCAGCCCCCCCUCUUCUCCUCUCUCCUCAGAUCAAGUGUGACCAGUACUGGCCCAGUCGAGGCACAGAGACCUACGGUAUGACCCAGGUGACCCUACUGGACACCAUAGAGCUGGCCACCUUCUGCGUCCGCACCUUCUCCCUGCACAAGGUACGAGUGAGUACACAACUUUACUCCAUCCAUAAUGUAUAAUAAUACUCAUUUCACACUAUGUUGGGCAGGGUUGGGGUCGAUUCCAUUUAAUCUUCAAUCAAUUCAUAAAGGAAACCAAAUCCCGAUUCCAAUUCUUUCCUCAUUGAAAACAAUUGAAGAGUAUUGGAAUUGGAAUUUCAGUAUACUUUCUGAAUUGACUGGAAUUGAAAUGGAAUUGACCCCAACUCUGAUGUCGAGCUGUAAUUUCCACUGUAGUGUCUACACGGGCAAAACACACCUCACUACACGACACAUUUCAAACUGCAUAAUAUCAUUUAAUCAUAAGUAAGCAUUUCACAGUUAGUCCACACCUGUUGUUUACAAAGCAUCUGAUGAAUAACAUUUGAUUUGAUUUAAUUACACUCCCUACUACUAUUCUACACUCUACUUUAGUAUCUAAAUUACACACUCAUUAACAAUCUAGUCCAGACUGUUAUCUCAUGGCAAGGUAUUACCCUGACCCCUACUUCUUCAGCCCGGUCUCACAGACUAGACGUAACAUAGUAAACGUAAAUCAGGGACACUCAAAUAAUGUGAUAUGUUAGGUUUGGUAUGGUUAUAUAAGACAGAAGGUUACUUAAAAAAACGAAAGUACGGUGGUUGGUCGGUGUGGACGGGUAGGCGUAUAACGCGAACGUCUAGCAACCCAAAGGUUGCGUGUUCGAAUCUCAUCAUGGACAACUUCAGCAUUUUUGCUAAUUAACAACUUUGUAAGUACUUACUACUUUUUAGCUACUUUGCAACUACUUCAAUUUUCACUCUAUUUUUCUUCAUCACUGAGCAAAUUUCAGGUCUGCUGAGCGCAAACUUGAACGUUGUGAAAAUUCGGUGCAACUUCCGGCGCGUGUUUACUGUGAACACUGAGGCUGUACCCGCUUUAAGUAAGUUUUAACAGUGGUCAAGUAGUAACGUUUUAACAAAUAGCUGUUCUGUCGUUCAGCCUACAGUAGCAGCCAAUGUGUGGUGUUCAAUGAAGGCCUACAUUCCAUGAGACAUUUGAGAAAAAAACAUGCAGGGCUUGACAUUAACCUGUUUAUCCACUUGUCCUUCAGAUAAAGGGGUGACUGAAAAUGUUGUUGUGUUGUUUGAUACCAAUUUACAAAAUAAAAUGCAUCAUUAUUCCCAUACCAUUAUUACAGAGAAUCAGACAAAUUAUGCUACCCUCUGCCUAUUGGCUACUUAGCUUAUUCAAACCUGUCUCAAAAUACAACACUGCCCCUUUAAGACAAAAAAAAGCUCCUUACCUGACUCGCUUUUUUUUUUGCUUAGAAAUGCACACGUUUUGUGCUCUUGUAGGAAGCAAUCACUCCCCCAUUGCUGACUACAAAUGAUCUAUAACUGGGCUAAUAACUCACUAAUGAGCAAAGGAUAUUAACAAAUGUGCACACGUCGCUACAUGUUGCUUUGUUUGAUCUCAAAACAAGCGCAUCUACUCACAACCGCUCAUGCUGUAAAAACAGUCCAGUUCAAAGUGAAUGCUACAGAUUCAUAUAUGGCAAUGGUCUAUUUGCAUAUAGGCCUACUGCAGCUCUGAUUGGUUAUGGUGCACCAGUCUGUGUAGAGUACGGGCUUGAGUUGUGCCUGUCAAUGCAAUAGAAUCCUACUCCGAUGCGUUCUGCCUACAACAAAAUCUCUUGAAUAGUUUGUUUUGUUUUGGUAUGUUGAAUUGAACUCUAACUCUAACUCUAACCCCUAGCCUAGCUAACAUUAGCCACCUAGCUAACAUUAGCGUUAGCCACCUAGCUAACAUUAGCCAUAACAAAGUGGGAUUCAUAACAUAUCAUACGUUUUGCUAAUCCGUAACAUAUUGUACGAAUUGCAAUUCGUAACAUAUUGUACGAGUUGCAAUUUGUAACAUAUCAUACAAAUUGUAUUUCAUAACAUAUCAUAUGAAAUGGAUGAUGGACAUCCACAAAUUAAGACAUAACAUACCAAAUGUUACAUAUUCUAAUUGGAGUGUUACGGAUUUACAUUUACUGUGUUACAUCUACCCUUGAGUCCAGGUUGACUUCUUAGGCACUCCUGUGUGAUCAGAUAGCUUAAAACAAUAUUGCAAUGUCUUCAUCUUGCCUUCUUGUAUAGGCUUGGUGAAAUACUCCCUAUGUUUCCUUAACCCAUCCAAUUGUUUCAGCGGAGGCUUUGUUUGAAUGUUUUUGUGAGGCCAUCUGAGGAGAAGCCACUGUGAGAGGAAUAAGAACUGGUCUGAAUGCGAUAUGAGCUGAUAUAUGUUGGUUGUAUGCAGAGUCUUGCCUGGUGGGCCCUGGGGAGAGCAAGCCUUUCAGGAGCCUGUCAGUCUGUCUGUUUGUCUCCAUGUAUUGUAUUGGCUCCCCUUGUCAAACUCACCAACAGUGUAUUUCUCUGAGCCAACACAACAUCCUGCAUCCAACAAGCAAAUAAACAACCGAAUUGCGGGGAACAGAUGAAGGAUGGAAAGGAGAGGGAAAUAGUUUCUCUCUUCAUCUUUAGCUCUCUCUUUCUCUCUCCCCCUCUAUUUCUCUCUCUUUCUCCCUUGAAACUAUUUACAUCCUCUCCUUCCUUCUUCCCAGACGUCUCCCCUCUUCUUCUCUCGUUCACCGUCCAUCAUCUUUUAAUGUCCAUCUGCCAAAAAGAAGCACUUAGCUAAGUGAGCGGAAGAAAAUGCUACAUACAUAAUUGGCAGACGGCUCAUAUCCCAGCUGCCCCAGACACUUGGCAGUCAAGUGUAUAGCUAGAAAAUGAGACAUGGGUGAUACGGAGAGAGGAGAGGGAAUGGAAGGGGGAGAGGCUAAGGGUCAGAUGUUUCCAAGGAAAUGUCUCUUUAACGGAUAGGCUAGUUAGUAGCACUGGUCUUUUUGGGCUGGUUAGAAUUGACAGUUUGUAGCUUUUUGGGCUUGUUGUUGUACACAUCUAUUGGUGUACAGCAUCCUGUCAACCCCUCCCUCUACAUCCCUCAAUGCUCUCUAUUCUUCACCUCCCUCCUCUCUCCUCCCUCCUCCCUCCUCCCUCCUCCCUCCUCCCUCCUCUCUCCUCCCUCAUCUCGCUACCCGCUGCUAUUCCAUCUCUUCUCUCUACCCGCUGCUAUUCCAUCUCUUUCUUAACCUCCCUCUGUUCCCUCACACAUCUCCCCCCGCCUGUCUCUUAUCCCGCAAUCUCUCUCUUUCUCUCCUUAUUUCUGUAUUAGCAUGGCUUCUCAUAGUUCUGUUUUCCAGCAAAGGAAACAGGUUUUGUCAGAUUUGUCUGAAUUUAGGCGGCAGUAGUUUUUGUAUGUAGGGAAUCUGUAACCCGCACACACUCCACACACACACACACACUCCACACACACACACACACACACACACACACACACACACAAACAAACACACACACACACACACACAGUCACAGGCAUCCAUAUGUAUGCAUAUCCUGGAGUGACACAGAACCCUCCUGACGAGUGACCAAUUCUUAAAAAUCAGUUAUACUUCCCCGCAAAGAAAGAAGCACAUCCACUGCAGAAAAUACAAAACCAGUGGAAUGGUCCGGGAUUCAAAAUAAAAUAAAUAAAUAAUCCACGCAAACUAGGUCAGUUUGCUUUUAAUUACCUGAUUUAUUUAUUCAUUUAUUCAGCAGGAAAGUUGGUGAGUAAAGCUCAUGUGAGGUGUUUUUUUGGGGGGGGUUUUGUGUGUUUUUUCCCUCUGGAAAAAUGUAUUCUCAUGCGUCAGGCAGCUUUCUAAUGCUUCGUUAUUGUCACUCUGUUUAUUGUGGUUGGCACACAGACAGGGGAACUGAUUUUGGGGUUAAUAGAUGCAGCAUACCAUAAGAGUGUCUAAGCAAGUAGCUAAGACACAGAUACACACACACACACAUUCUGUCUCUCUCUCUCUCUCUCACACACACACACACACACACACACACACUCCAUGUGGUUCUGAAACCCCAUCUCUCCUUUCCAGAAUGGCUCCGGUGACAAGCGGGAGGUCCGUCAGUUCCAGUUCACGGCGUGGCCCGACCACGGGGUCCCCGAGUACCCCACCCCCUUCCUGGCCUUCCUCCGCCGGGUCAAGACCUGUAACCCCCCAGACGCAGGCCCCAUCAUCGCCCACUGCAGGUUGGUAGGACCACACAUAACACAGCUACAACUAGUGGGCCCACCCAGCAGAUUUCACAGAGGGAUAUAAGGUAAAACAAUACUUCUACCACACACUGUUGGGUGCAGGCUUUGGUUGAAUCCUAUUCAGCUAGUGUUCAAUAAGGACUCUGCUUUGGUUGAAUUCUAUUCAGCUAGUGUUCAAUAAGGACUCUGCUUUGGUUGAAUUCUAUUAAAAUCUAAUCAAAUUUGAUUUGUCACAUGUGCCGAAUACAACAGGUAUUCCUUACCGUGAAAUGCUUACUUACAAGCCUUUAACCAACAAUGCAGUUUUAAGAAAAAUACGUUUUAAAGAAAAUAUUUACUAAAUAAACUAAAGUUUAAAAAAGUAACUCAAUAAAAUAACAAUAACGAGGCUAUAUACAAGGGGUACCGGUACCGAGUCAAUGUCAAUGUGCGGGGGUACAGGUUAGUCGAGGUAAUUGAGGUAAUAUGUAAGGGUAAAGUGACUAUGCAUAGAUAAUACAGGUCCCCUGUAGCUCAGUUGGUAGAGCAUGGCGCUUGCAACGCCAAGGUUGUGGGUUCGUUUCCCACGGGGGGCCAGUAUGAAAAUGUAUGCACUCACUAACUGUAAGUCGCUCUGGAUAAGAGCGUCUGCUAAAUGACUAAAAUGUAAAUAAUAAACAGCGAGAUUUCCACUAGUGUUCAAUAAGGACUCUGGUUAGUUGAAUCAUGUGUGUUGAGUUUUCCUCUCUUUAUUCCAAUGGACCUAGCACUUGAAAAUAUAAAAUAUAAAAAAACAUUUACUUAUUUUCUUAGAUCAAUCACAAAAUACUUGCUAUAUAUCCCUCAAACUUAACUCUGGACCUCGAAGCUAAUUCCACUGCAUGUUUUCAUUGUUCCCCUCUAAUUAGAGACUGCUUUAGACCUGGGACACCAGGUGGGUGAAAUUAAUUAUCAGGUAGAACAGAAAACCAGCAGGCUACUGACUUCGUAGGGUCAGAGUUGAAUACCCCUGAUAUAAAUGGUCCAAAUGCAAUUCACUAGAUCGCCAUGGCAACAAACAUUGCUUCAACCUGGUGGGUUGUGUAAGUCAUUUAAUUGCAAUUAUUAAUUAUAUAUUUCUAUUUUAUGGUCUAAACCAGGGUUCCCCUACUGUUCCCCGAAUUUGGCCCGCGGGUGAUUUUAUUUGGCCCCCAAUGUUUUCAGAGCAAAAAUAAACUGUAUAUAUUUGAGUUUUUGUAUUUUUUAUUGUUGGACAUAAGAUACUGUAAAAAGACUGUAAAAACAACAGCUCCAAGUGAUUUUAAUUUUGGAAAUCUGUUUGAAAUUAUUCCCACGCAGAAUAGGGAUAUAUACAGUAUGUGAUCGUAUACAAAUAAGCAAGGUUUGAAUUUAUUAUGUUUUAGUCAAAUAUUUGUGCUUCUUGCAGUCUACAAAUUAGUCAUAAUUAUGUUCCGGCCCCUUCACCAUCCGCUCAAGAAAAAAUUAAGUUGAUGAUCCCUGUUCUAAACGUUGUAGUUUUGUGGCAUUCUUGCCUUUAAAUCACAAUCAUACGCUUAUUGUUUAGGAUAUCUAUGUUCCUUUGUAGCUGUAAACUUCGUACAGUUGCCCUUUGAAGGAGGUGUGAUAAAAAACACUGUUCUACCCUACAUCACAUUACACGAUACACAUCAGUGGUCCAAAGGGUGUGUGUGUGUGUGUGCGUGUGUGUGUGUGUGUGUGUGUGUGCGUGUGUGUGUGCGUGUGUGUGCGUGUGUGCGUGCGUGUGUGCGUGUGUGUGUGUGCGUGCGUGUGUGUGUGUGUGUGUGCGUGCGUGUGUGUGUGUGUGUGUGCAUGUGUGCGUGCGUGCGUGCGUGCGUGCGUGCGUGCGUGUGUGUGUGUGUGUGUGUGUACACGGUUCAGUGCAUAGAUCCAGUCAGGCAGUGCUGGUAAAACAGUAGUUGUGGUGAGUAAAGUGAAGGUCAGUUAUCCAGUGUGUUAACGUUAGACUGCAGGGCUGUGAGUCACUAACACACACACAUGCACACACACACGCUCACUCCCUUCCUCUCACUCUCUGUGCCUCUGUCUCCUUAACCCUUACUUGCUCCAUCUCUCUCUCUCCCCAUCUCUCUCUCUCCCUCUCUUUCUCAAUUCAAUUCAAUUUAAGGGGCUUUAUUGGCAUGGGAAACAUAUGUUUACAUUGCCAAAGCAAGUGAAAUAGAUAAUAAACAAAAGUGAAAUAAACAAUACAAAAAUGAACAGUAAACAUUACACUCACAAAAGUUCCAAAAGAAUAAAGACAUUUCAAAUGUCUUUUAUGUCUAUAUACUGUACAGUGUUGUAACGAUGUGCAAAUAGUUAAAGUACAAAAGGGAAAAUAAAUAAACAUAAAUAUGGGUUGUAUCUUGUGGCAACAGGUCACAAAUCUUGCUGUUGUGAUGGCACACUGUGGUAUUUCACCCAAUAGAUAUGGGAGUUUUUCAAAAUUGGGUUUGUUUUCGAAUACUUUGUGUGUCCGUGUAAUCUGAGGGAAAUAUGUGUCUCUAUAUAAUAAUAUAAUAUGCCAUUUAGCAGACGCUUUUACCCAAAGUGACUUAUAGUCAUGCGUGCAUACAUUUUUGUGUAUGGGUGGUCCCGGGGAUCGAACCCACUACCUUGGCGUUACAAGCGCCGUGCUCUACCAGCUGAGCUACAGAGGACCACAGUCUCUAAUAUGGUCAUACAUUUGGCAUGAGGAAGUGCAUCUCAGUUUCCACCUCAUUUUGUGGGCAGUGUGCACAUAGCCUAUCUUCUCUUGAGAGCAAGGUCUGCCUACGGCGGCCUCUCUCAAUAGCAAGGCUAUGCUCACUGAGUCUGUACAUAGUCAAAGCUUUCCUUAAUUUUGGGUCAGUCACAGUGGUCAGGUAUUCUGCCACUGUGUACUCUCUGUUUAGGGCCAAAUAGCAUUUGAGUUUGCUCUGUUUCUUUGUUAAUUACUUGACACAUUGGAAAUAAUUAUAUUUUAGUUUUCUCAUGAUUUGGUUGGGUCUAAUUGUGUUGCUGUCCUGGGGCUCUGUAGGGUCUGUUUGUGUUUGUGAACAGAGCCCUAGGACCAGCUUGCUUAGGGGACUCUUCUCCAGAUUCAUCUCUCAGUAGGUGAUGGCUUUGUUAUGGAAGGUUUGGGAAUCGCUUCCUUUUAGGUGGUUGUAGAAUUUAACUGCUCUUUUCUGGAUUUUGAUCAUUAGCGGGUAUCGGCCUAAUUCUGCUCUGCAUUAAUUAGUUGGUGUUUUACGUUGUACACAGAGGAUAUCUUUUGCAGAAUGCUGCAUACAGAGUCUCAAUUUGGUGUUUGUCCUAUUUUGUGAAUUCUUGGUUGGUGUAGGAUGGAGAAGCUGUCUUCAUUAAAGUACUGGGAUUCUAGUGGUAGCACAGAAAUACAUUUUUCUCUGAUCACUUCCUUUUGAAUAAAUAGCAAAAUGUAAAAUGUUACAGUUUUUAUAAAUUUAAUAGAGUGAGAUAGGUCUCUCUCAUCUCAUCUCAUCUCUCUCUCUCUCUCUCUCUCUCUCUCUCUCUCUCUCUCUCUCUCUCCUCUCUCUCUCUCGCUCUCUCUCUCCUCCCUCCAUCUCUCUCCCCCAUCUCUUUCUCUCUCUCUCUCUCUCUCUUUCUCUCUCACUCUCUCUCUCUCUUCAUCAACAUCAACAUUUUGUACAGUAAACAUUACACUCACAAAAUAAAACAUUUCAAAUGUCAUAUUAUGUGCAAAUAGUUAAAGUACAAAAGGGAAAAUAAAUAAAUAUAAACAUGGGUUGUAUUUACAAUGGUCUUUGUUCUUCACUGGUUGCCCUUUUCUUGUGGCAACAGGUCACAAAUCUUGGCUGUUGUGGAUGGCACACUGUGGGUAUUUCACCCAAAUAGAUAUGGGAUUUGGGGUUUUGUUUUCUAAUCUCUAUUCUCUUCAUCUCUCUCUCUCCAUCCUCUCUCUCUCUCUCGGUCUCUCCUCUCUCUCUUCUUCUCUCUUCUCUCUCUCUCUCUCUCUCCUUCUCUCUCCUCCUCUCUCUCUCUCCCUCACUCUCUCCCUCUCUCUUCAUCUCUCUCUUUCUCUCUCAUCUCUUCUCUCUCGUCCUCCUCUCCUCUCUCUCUCUUCUCUCUCUCUCCUCUCGCUCUCCUCCUCUCUCUCUCUCUCUUCUCCCUCUCUGUCUCUCUCUCUCUCUCCUCUUUUUCUCUUCUUCUCAAAUCAAAUUAAUGUUAUUUUCACAUGCGUCCAAAUACAACAGGUGUAUACCUUCCAGUGAAAUGCUGACUGACAAGCCCUUAACACAAUGCAGUUUUCAGAAACAAUACUUGUUCAGUAAAAAAUAGAUAAGUAAAAAUAAUAACCAAAGAGGCAGCAGUAAAAUAAAAUAACAGUAGGGAGGCGAUAUCAGGGGUUACCGGUACAGAGUCAAUAUGUGGGCGGGGGCAUCUGUUAGUUGAGGUAAUUGAGGUAGUAUGUACUGUGAGUAGAGUUAAAGUGACUAUGCAUAGAUAAUAAACAGAGUAGCAGCAGCGGGGGUGGGGUGGGGGGGACAAUGCAAAAAGUCUCUGUAACCAUGAGUCUUUUGGCUUGGGGGUAGAAGCUGUUAAGAAGCCUUUUGGACCUAGACUUGGCACUCCGGUACCGCUUGCUGUGCGGUAGCAGAGAGAACAGUCUAUGACUAGGGUGGCUGGAGUCUUUGACAAUUUUUAGGGCCUUCCUCUGACACUGCCUGGUAUAGAGGUCCUGGAUGGCAGGAAGCUUGGCCCCAGUGAUGUACUGGGCCAUACGCACUACCCUCUGUAGUGCCUUGCGGUCGGAGGCCGGGCAGUUGCCAUACCAGGCAGUGAUGCAACCAGUCAGGAUGCUAUCAAAGGUGCAGCUGUAUAACUUUUUGAGGAUCUGAGGACCCAUGCCAAAUCUUUUCAGUCUCCUGAGGGGGAAUAGGCUUUGUCGUGCCCUCUUCACAACUGUCUUGGUGUGUUUGGAACAUGAUAGUUUGUUGGUGAUGUGGACACCAAGGAACUUGAAGCUCUCAACCUGUUCCACUACAGCCCAGUCGAUGAAAAUGGGGGCAUGCUCAGUCCUCUUUUUUUUCCUGUAGUCCACAAUAACCUCCUUUGUCUUGAUCACAUUGAGAGAGAGGUUAUUAUCCUGGCACCACACGGCCAGGUCUCUGACCUCCUCCCUAUAGGCUGUCUCAUCGUUGUCGGUGAUCAGGCCUACCACUGUUGUGUCGUCAGCAAACUUAAUGAUGGUGUUGGAGUCGUGGGCCAUGCAGUCAUGGGUGAACAGGGAGUACGGGAGGAGACUGAGCACGCACCCCUGAGGGGCCCCCGUGUUGUGGAUCAGUGUGGCAGAUGUGUUGUUACCUACCCUUACCACCUGGGGGUGUUUAGUCCCAGGGUCCUUAGCUUAGUGAUGAGCUUUGAGGGCACUAUGGUGUUGAACACUGAGCUAUAGUCAAUUAAUAGCAUUCUCACGUAGGUGUUCCUCUUGUUCAGGUGGGAAAGGGUAGUGUGGAGUGCAAUAGAGAUUGCAUCAUCUGUGGAUCUGUUGGGGCGGUAUGCAAAUUGGAGUGGGUCUAGCGUUUCUGGGAUAAUGGUGUUGAUGUGAGCCAUGACCAGCCUUUCAAAGCACUUCAUGGCUACAGAUGUGAGUGCUACGGGUCUGUAGUCAUUUAGGCAGGUUAUCUUAGUGUUUUUGGACACAGGAACUAUGGUGGUCUGCUUCAAACAUGUUGGUAUUACAGACUCAGACAAAAUGUCAGUGAAGACACUUUCCAGUGGUCAGCGUAUGCCGGAGUACACGUGAAUCGUCGGACCCGCGGUCUUGGAAGUGGACCGCAUAAAAGUCUCUACUACAUUUUCAUUUUUUUUCUUUAGCGACCUCUUAUCCGAGGCCGGGGGGAAUUGGGGGCCAAAUCAAGGUUCAAAAGGGAGGGAAAAACGGGGUAAACAGUCUUAAGGGGGGGGUCCAAAAAUUUGGGGGGAAGGGUGGGAAAAGGGGGAGGGUUUUAAGGAGGCGAAUUUCGGGCGUUCAUCGUUGGGGGGGGUGAUAGGUAAGGGGGGAAAAAAAACAAAAAGGUGGAGUGGGGGGGAAUGAGUCUUGGGGACAGGGGUCGGAGAGAUAAACAGCCCCCUUUGGGGGGGGGAAGGUUUGGAGGGUGAUAAAAAGGGGGUGGGAAAAAAAAGGGGCCAGAAGGUGAGAAAUGGGGCAUAGGGGGUGGGUUAAAACUUUGGGGGGGGGGGUCAGGGGAAUAAUUUCAAGGGUGUCUCUGUUCCAGGGAAGGAGGGGCGAAAAGAGAAAGGAAUUUUCUUUGGGAUUGUUUGGGGCGGGGGGUGCAAAAGGGAGGGGUUAGGUCCCCGGGGGAAAAAAAGGGUUUGGGAAAACCCCCCUUCAAGCCUUAUGCAAAACCGGGGGGGGGAGGCAGGGUCGGGGGCUUUGGGGGGUUAUCUGUUCCCGGGAAAGGGGGAAUAUGGGGUUCUGGUAAACAUUUUUUGGAAAGAAACCCGCAAAUGCCUGAACGGGAAUCAUUUUGGGGGUUCAGGGAACCGGUAGACACCCUUUGGGGGGUUCGUUGGGGCCCGGGAAAGGGGAGCAAUAAAAAGUUUACAUGGACGGAGGGUGAACAUAGUAUCUGGAAAGGGGGGCCCCAAAGCUGUUUUUUUCAGUAUCUCCUCCUCCCCUCUUCCUCCCCAAUAAAGGGGAAACUUAAAGUGAUUUUUGAUUUUUUUUAAAAAGGAAAAACCUAAGGGGGGCCCCGGGGCCUGGGAAAAAAUUUUGGGCCAAAAAAUAAUUUCCCUUUCCCCCUUCUUCCCCCCUUUCCUCCUUUUCCCUGCCCCCCCCUCCCUUCCGAUCUCCUCCCCCCCCAGUGCGGGCGUGGGUCGGACGGGCUGCUUCAUCGUGAUCGAUGCCAUGCUGGAGCGCAUCAAGCACGAAAAGACAGUGGACAUCUACGGCCACGUGACCCUGAUGCGAUCGCAGCGUAACUACAUGGUGCAGACGGAGGAUCAGUACAGCUUUAACCACGACUCGCUGCUGGAGGCGGUGGCGUGCGGCGACACGGAGGUGGCGGCCAGGAGCCUGUUCUCCUACAUCCAGAAGCUGGCCCAGGUGGAGACGGGCGAGCACGUCACCGGCAUGGAGCUGGAGUUUAAGGUAGGGAAUGGGGAUGUAGGUAGGGUACAGGGAAACUGAGGUAGGUAAGACCGGAAAGGCACAAAAUGGAGGAUGUUUGUUUGGUAGAGUGGAGCAGAGCUGGAGUUUAAGGUUGGCCAUAGACAUACACUGUAGGUACGUAGGCCGCAGUGAACCUGAGAUAAGGGAGGGUGGGGAAAGGCACAAAAUGUUCAUGAUAGAAGGGAGCUUGAAAUAAAUGUAUAGGCCCACCAAUACAAAACCAUAAAUCAUGUUGAGACACAAAAUGGAGGUUUUAUCUCCAGUUGCUCUCAAUGCUCUGUCACAUUCAUGAUAUCUUGUGCCAGAGGUAACACUACCAUUUAAAUUGAAAUGGCCUUGAUAAUAUAUAUUGACAUAUUUAUUUUAUACCUGUACAUUAAAAUGGGCAUAUCGAUACCCCAUCCCAAUUAAUGGAGUUAAAAAUGUUAAUAGACAGCUUAUUAAACCACGUUCAAGUGAGCUUUCACUUCAAUCAUUCACUCCCUGUUUAAUCACACCACUCAAUACCAUUGUUUAUUAAAAAGCUAGAAAUUGAAUAGUUAAGCUGUCUGCCUUUGUCUUUGCUGCGAAUUUUUUAUUUUUUUAUUUUAUUUAACCUUUAUUUAACCAGGUAAGCCAGUUGAGAACAAGUUCUCAUUUACAACUGCGACCUGGCCAAGAUAAAGCAAAGCAGUGCGAUAAAAACAACAACACAGAGUUACAUAUGGAAUAAACAAAACGUACAGUCAAUAACACAAUAGAAAAUCUAUAUACAGUGUGUGCAAAUGUAGUAAGUUAUGGAGGUAAGGCAAUAAAUUGGCCAUAGUGCAAAUUAAUUACAAUUAUAAUUUAGUAUUAACACUGGAGUGAUAGAUGUGCAGAAGAUGAUGUGCAAAUAGAGAUACUGGGGUGCAAAUGAGCAAAAUAAAUAACAAUGUAAAUUAUUACAGAUGGGCUGUGUACAGGUGCAGUGAUCGGUAAGCUGCUCUGACAACUGAUGCUUAAAGAUAGUGAGGGAGAUAAUUGUCUCUAGCUUCAGAGAUUUUAGCUUCAGAGAUUUUUGCAGUUCGUUCCAGUCAUUUGCAGCAGAGAACUGGAAGGAAUGGUGACCAAAGGAGGUGUUGGCUUUGGGGAUGAGUGGGUGUUGCUUGCUAUGGUGACCAAUGAGCUAAGAUAAGGCGGAGAUUUGCCUAGCAGUGAUUUAUAGAUGGCCUGGAGCCAGUGGGUUUGGUGACGAAUAUGUAGUGAGGGCCAGCCAACAAGAGCGUACAGGUCACAAUGGUGGGUAGUAUAUGGGGCUUUGGUGACUAAACGGAUGGCACUGUGAUAGACUACAUCCAAUUUGCUGAGUAGAGUGUUGGAGGCUAUUUUGUAAAUUACAUCGCCGAAGUCAAGGAUCGGUAGGAUAGUCCGUUUUACGAGGGCAUGUUUAGCAGCAUGAGUGAAGGAGACUUUGUUGCGAAAUAGGAAGACGAUUCUAGAUUUUACUUUGGAUUGGAGAUGCUUAAUGUGAGUCUGGAAGGAGAGUUUACAGUCUAACCAGACACCUAGGUAUUUAUAGUUGUCCACAUAUUCUAAGUCAGAGCCGCCGAGAGUAGUGAUUCUAGUCGGGUGGGCGGGUGCCAGCAGCGUUCGAUUGAAGAGCAUGCAUUUAGUUUUACUAGUGUUUAAGAGCAGUUGGAGGCCACGGAAGGAGUGCAUUUCAGAAGGAUUUAAAAUAAUAGAUAGAACAGCUUUGUGAUCAGUGCAUAAGACUCCAAAUGAAGGAUUAUUCUGUAAAAGCAUAAAAUGAUUAAGUUCAAAUUUAACAAAUACCGCUUGUAUGAAAACCCAUUACCAAAACCUGGAAGGGCAUGGAAUCUGGGCGAGCACUUAGCGAGAGACCAACGAUCCAAUCCGAUUAAAACUUUAAUGUCCCCCCCCGUACAACAACACACUUGACCUUGAGUUACACAUGGACACGCCCCCUAUCUCGGGUCUAUCUCGCCUCCCGAAAUCAUUUGUAAUACGCCGACACCAUUUAUCAUCUCACCACACUAUUAGUGACGGUUUUCAUCUAAGUGACGGUUAGAUCUUUUAAUCUAUCAUUUGUUACAGUAAACCGCCAUACAGUCUGAAAAUAGCUACACCGUUUUUUGGAAUAGCAAUAAUGGUACGGAGUGGUAUAAAGUCAUGUCGGAGUAGUAGCGGCUGCGGCGUCUGUCAUAGCGUGAGACCGUUAGUUAUCUACUGUAAUUAAUAGUCGAUGAUGACGAAUGGCAAGUUAGAAUGCGAGGCCAAUCAGGACGGUACUCACUAAUGAACAGAACAGAAAGACGUUACUGCGUCUUAGAAAGGAGUUGCGCAGUCAGUCACACAGUGCAUUCGGAAAGUAUAGUUUAGUUACGUUAAAGGCUUAUUCUAAAAUGGAUUGUAAAAAAUCCUCAUCAUACACCAUAAUGACAUCCCCACAGCAUGAUGCUGCCACCACCCAUGCUUCACUGUAGGGAUGGUGCCAGGUUUCCUCCAGAUGUGAAUCUUGGCAUUCAGGCAAAGAGUUCAAUCUUGGUUUCAUCAGACCCAGAGAAUCUUGUUUCUUAUGGUCAGAGUCCUUUAGGUGCCUUUUGGCAAACUCCAAGCGGGCUGUCAUGUGCCUUUUACUGAGGAGUGGCUUCCGUCUGGCCACUCUACCAUAAAGGCCUGAUUGGUGGAGUGCUGCAGAGAUGGUUGUCCUUCUGGAAGGUUCUCCCAUCUCCACAGAGGAACUCUGGAGCUCUGUCAGAGUGACCAUCUCAGUGUGACCAUCGGGUUCUUAGUCACCUCCCUGACCAAGGCCCUUCUCCCCCGAUUGCUCAGUUUGGCCAGGCGGCCAGCUCUAGGAAGAGUCUUGGUGGUUCCAAACUUCUUCCAUUUAAGAAAGAUAAAGGCCACUGUGUUCUGGGGACCUUCAAUGCUUCAGAAAUAUUUUGGCACCCUUCCCCAGAUCUGUGCCUCGACAAAAUCCUGUCUCGGAGCUCUACGGACAAUUCCUUCGACCUCAUGGUUUGGUUUUUGCUCUGACAUGCACUGUGAACUGUGGGACCUUAUAUAGACAGGUGUGUGCCUUUCCAAAUCAUGUCCAAUCAAUUGAACUUGCCACAGGUGGAAUCCAAUCAAGUUGUAGAAACCUCUCAAGGAUGAUCAAUGGGAACAGGAUGCACCUGAGCUCAAUUUCAAGUCCCAUAGACAUUUACAUUUUACAUUUUAGUCAUUUAGCAGACGCUCUUAUCCAGAGCGACUUACAGGAGCAAUUAGGGUUAAGUGCCUUGCUCAGGGCACAUUUACGUCUUUAUGCAGACGCUCUAGUCCAGAGCGACUCACAAAUUGAUGCAUUCACCCUAUAGCCCGUGGGAUAACCACUUUAACAAUUUUUUUUUUGGGGGGGGGGGGUAGAAGGAUUACUUUAUCCUAUCCCAGGUAUUCCUUAAAGAGGUGGGGUUUCAAAUGUCUCCGGAAGGUGGUGAGUGACUCCGCUGUCCUGGCGUCGUGAGGGAGCUUGUUCCACCAUUGGGGUGCCAGAGCAGCGAACAGUUUUGACUGGGCUGAGCGGGAGCUAUGCUUCCGCAGAGGAAGGGGAGCCAGCAGGCCAGAGGUGGAUGAACGCAAUGCCCUCGUUUGGAUGUAGGGACUGAUCAGAGCCCGAAGGUACAGAGGUGCCGUUCCCCUCGCUGCUCCAAAGGCAAGCACCAUGGUCUUGUAACGGAUGCGAGCUUCAAACUGGAAGCCAGUGGAGUGUGUGGAGGAGGGGGGUGACGUGAGAGAACUUGGGAAGGUUGAACACCAGACGGGCUGCGGCAUUCUGGAUGAGUUGUAGGGGUUUAAUGGCACAUGCAGGGAGGCCAGCCAACAGCGAAUUGCAGUAAUCCAGACGGGAGAUGACAAGUGCCUGGAUUAGGACCUGUGCCGCUUCCUGUGUAAGGCAGGGUCGUACUCUCCGAAUGUUGUAGAGCAUGAACCUGAAGGAGCGGGUCACCGCCUUGAUGUUAGCGGAGAACGACAGGGUGUUGUCCAGGGUCACGCCAAGGCUCUUCGCACUCUGGGAGGAGGACACAACGGAGUUGUCAACCGUGAUGGCGAGAUCAUGGAACGGGCAGUCCUUCCCCGGGAGGAAGAGCAGCUCCGUCUUGCCAGGGUUCAGCUUGAGGUGGUGAUCCGUCAUCCAUACUGAUGUGUCUGCCAGACAUGCAGAGAUGCGAUUCGCCACCUGGUUAUCAGAAGGGGGAAAGGAGAAGAUUAGUUGUGUAUCGUCAGCGUAGCAAUGAUAGGAGAGGCCGUGUGAGGAUAUGACAGAGCCAAGUGACUUGGUGUAUAGGGAGAAAAGGAGAGGGCCUAGAACUGAGCCCUGGGGGACACCAGUGGUGAGAGCACGUGGUGCGGAGACAGCUUCUCGCCACGCCACUUGGUAGGAGCGACCGGUCAGGUAGGACACAAUCCAGGAGUGAGCCGCGCCGGAGAUGCCCAGCUCGGAGAGGGUGGAGAGGAGGAUCUGAUGGUUCACAGUAUCAAAGGCAGCAGACAGGUCUAGAAGGACAAGAGCAGAGGAGAGAGAGUUAGCUUUAGCAGUGCGGAGAGUCUCCGUGACACAGAGAAGAGCAGUCUCAGUUGAAUGACCAGUCCUGAAACCUGAUUGGUUUGGAUCGAGAAGGUCAUUCUGAGAGAGAUAGCAAGAGAGUUGGCUAAAGACGGCACGCUCAAUAGUUUUGGAAAGAAAAGAAAGAAGGGAUACUGGUCUGUAGUUGUUGAACAUCAGUGGGGUCGAGUGUUGGUUUUUUGAGAAGGGGAGCAACUCUCGCUCUCUUGAAGACGGAAGGGACAUGGCCAGCGGUCAAGGAUGAGUUGAUCAGCGAGGUGAGGUAGGGGAGAAGGUCACCGGAGAUGGUCUGGAGAAGGGAGGAGGGGAUGGGGUCAAGCGGGCAGGUUGUUGGGGCGGCCUGCAGUCACAAGUCGCAGGAUUUUAUCUGGAGAGAGAGGGGGAGAAAGAAGUCAAAGCAUAGGGUUAGGGCAGUGUGAGCAGGACCAGCAGUGUCAUUAGACUUAACAAACGAGGAUCGGAUGUCGUCAACCUUCUUUUCAAAGUGGUUGACGAAGUUAUCCCAGAGAGAGAGGAGGGGGGGGGGGGGGGGGUUGGGGGGGGGGGGGGGGGGGGGGGGGUUGGGGUGGGGGGGUUUUUUUUCCCUUUUUUUUUUUUUUUUUUUUUUGGUUUUUUUUUCCGGGGGUUGGGUUUUUUUUUUUUCCCUUUUUUGGGGGUUUUGGGGGGGGGGGGUUUUUUUUUUUUUUUUUUUUUUUUUUCCGUGUUGUGUAUUUUUUUUUCAAAGUUUGAAGUUAUUCCGGAAAAGGGGGGGAUUUUCUUUCCCUUCGUAUUAAAUGUUCCCAGAGCUACCUAGGGUUAGAGGCAGAUGCUUGGAAUUUAGGUUGUAGAAGGGGGCCCUUUACAGCAAAAACCCAGAUAAGAAAUAAGAGAGGGGAGUGAAAAGAUGCCAGGUCGGCAGGGAGUUAGUUUUCUUCCAUUUCCGCUCCGCUGCCCGGAGCUCUGUUCUGUGAGCUCGCAAUGAGUCUCAAGCCACGGAGCUGGGGGGGGAGGACCGAGCCGGCCGGGAGGAUAGGGGACACAGAGAGUCAAAGGAUGCAGAAAGGGAGGAGAGGAGGGUUGAGGAGGCAGAAUCAGGAGAUUGGAGGGAGAAGGAUUGAGCAGAGGGAAGAGAUGAUAGGAUGGAAGAGGAGAGAGUAGUGGGAGAGAGAGAGCGAAGGUUGCGGCGGCGCAUUACCAUCUGUGUAGGGGCAGAGUGAGUAGUGUGGGAGGAGAGCGAGAGAGAAAAGGAAACAAAGUAGUGGUCGGAGACAUGGAGGGGAGUUGCAGUGAGAUUAGUAGAGGAGCAGCAUCUAGUGAAGAUGAGGUCAAGCGUAUUGCCUGCCUUGUGAGUAGGGGGGGGACGGUGAGAGGGUGAGGUCAAAAGAGGAGAGGAGUGGAAAGAAGGAGGCAGAGAGAAAUGAGUCAAAUGUGGACAUAGGGAGGUUGAAAUCCCCCAUAGCAAGUGGUCUGAAUACUUAUGUAAAUAAGGUAUUUCUGUUUUUUAUUUGUAAUACAUUUGCAAAAAAUUCUAAAAACCUGUUUUCGCUUUGUCAUUAUGGGGUAUCGUGUGUAGAUUGAUGAGGAAAAAUAUUAAUUGAAUCAAUUUUAGAGUAAGGCUGUAAUGUAACAAAAUGUGGAAAAAGUCAAGGGGCCUGAAUACUUUCCGAAUGCCCUGUAGGCUGGAGAGCAGUCGUCCAUAGUGAUCUGUAUCUCGUUGUUUACAAACUACUGCCCGUCCACACACCAGACCUAGGUUCAAGUAGUAUUUGUUACUUGUUUUCUUCCAAAUUCGCUUCGAUGCUCGACUAAGCUUGCCUGGCCCAAUGGAACCAAUAGAAUAGUCCUAAAAGUGCAAAUCCCACCCAUCGUGCUCAGCAUCAUGUCCACUUGGCCAGCUGUAGGCGUAAUCACCAGUACAGUAUCAUCCUGAAUGCCUUGUGGAAAGGGCCACGACAGUGGAGAAAACAUGGCAACUAAGGUUGUUUCAAUGACUAGAGGUUUCCUAGGUGCAUCUCUGCCCUUAGAAGGGAAAAAGGAGGAUCGGUUGCCAGAUUGGGUCGUUUCCAAUCCAAACUAUCCAACCGGUGUUUGGUGUAGUAGCAGCUCUGGGCGUCUUUAGCCUUGCCAGCCCGUCUCAUGCCCUUCCAAGUGCCUCUGUGAAACAGGGAUCAAAGGGAGGACAGGAGAGGAGGGGAGAGACAGGAGAGAGGGAGGAGAGGAGAGGAGAGGAGGGAGAGGGAAGAGAGGAGAGGAGGGAGACAGGAGAGAUGGAAGAGAGGAGAGGAGGGAGUGUGUGUGUGUGUGUGUGUGUGUGUGUGUGUGUGUGUGUGUGUGUGUGUGUAUGUGAGUGAAUAUAUAGUCAGACAGACUGUCCCAAAAACUGCCAUGGUGGUCCCUCUGAUGGUCACUUGUCAGUACAGGCCCCAAUUUGGAUCAUGACACUGUGUGUGCGUGCGUGCGUGCGUGCGGGUGCAUGUGCGUGCGUGUGCGUGCGGACAUGCUAGAAUGUAUUCUGUGUCAUUAUCAAAGACUCCAGUGACCCACUUUUCCUUUUUGUAGAGAGAGAGUGUUCUGGUUUACUGUUUAAUAGAAAUCCCACUUUAGAGUUUCAGUUUGAUGGUAGCUUGUUAAUGUCGUGCCUUAAAUCAUAGUAACUUACCUCAUAGCAGCUCACACAAGACUCACUGCAAAGUGCAGGGAAAUUAAAAGAAAAGGGUGAGUAGAACAAAGGCUUUGAUUUCUCCAUACUGCCAUUUAUAAUGAAUGCAUUCAUCAAAUAGAUAUGUCUGCAUUUUGAAGGUGCUUUAGCGAUCGGCUCAGUUCUUUAUUACUCUGCAGUCCUUAAUCUCUCUCUCCUUCUAUCCAUCUCUCCUUCUCCCUCCUUCUAUCCAUCUCUCCUUCUCUCUCUUUCUAUCCUUCUCACUCUCAUCCCCUCUCCCUGCCUCUCCAUAUCCCACUCUCACUCCAAUCCCCUCCAUCCCUCCCUCCCUCUCUCCCCCACCCCUCUCCCUACCUCUCCAUAUCCCACUCUCACUCCAAUCCCCUCCAUCCAUCCCUCUCUCCCCCACCCCUCUCCCUGCCUCUCCAUAUCCCACACCCACUCCAAUCCCCUCCAUCCAUCCCUCUCUCCCCCACCCCUCUCCCUGCCUCUCCAUAUCCCACACCCACUCCAAUCCCCUCCAUCCAUCCCUCUCUCCCCCACCCUCUCCCCGCCUCUCCAUAUCCCACUCUCACUCUAUUCCCCUCCAUCCAUCCCUCUCUCCCCCACCUUCUCCAUACCUCUCCAUAUCCCACUCUCACUCCAAUCCCCUCCAUCCAUCCCUCUCUCCCCCACCCCUCUCCCUGCCUCUCCAUAUCCCACUCUCACUCCAAUCCCCUCCCUCCCUCUCUCCUCCCCCACCCUUCUCCCUACCUCUCCAUAUCCCACUCUCACUCUAUCCCCUCCAUCCCUCUCUCCCCCACCCUUCUCCCUACCUCUCCAUAUACCACUCUCCCCCUUUUCACCCCCCUUCCCAUCUCCUCCCUCUCCACCCAUCUCUCCCUCCAUCCACCCACCCCUCUCUCUACAGCGCCUAGCCAACUCCAAGGCCCAUACGUCCAGGUUUAUCAGUGCCAACCUGCCCUGCAACAAGUUCAAGAACCGCCUGGUGAACAUCAUGCCCUACGAGACCACCCGUGUCUGCCUGCAGCCAAUUAGGGGCCUCGAGGGCUCCGACUACGUCAACGCCAGCUUCAUCGAUGGAUAC